GCAUUCCCAGCCUUGCCUCGGGUGUAGGGAUUGCAAGGGAAAAGCAAAACUACACGGUGUAGACCCUGUGUAGUUUUGUUUUUUGGGUUAUAACGAGGCCCAACCGUUCUCACCUUGGAUUUUCUGGAAACAUUUUGGAUAAGAGGAUUGUUGCUGAGGCGCUAGACACCUGGGCACAGUCCCAUCAAGUGUAGGCAACCUUGUGAUACAAGGUGCCUUCUAUCAUGUCAACACAAGCUCCAACAUUUACACAGCCGCUUCAGAGCGUUGUGGCACUUGAGGGUAGUGCCGCAACGUUCGAGGCUCAAGUUAGUGGUAAUCCAGUUCCAGAGGUGAGCUGGUUUCGUGAUGGCCAGGUUCUUACUGCUGCCGCUCUGCCCGGCGCUCAGAUCUCGUUCAGCGAUGGCCGCGCUGUUCUGAUGAUCCCUGCCGUGACAGCCGCACACAGUGGAAGAUUUUCUGUCAGAGCCACCAAUGGUGCUGGACAAGCCACUAGCACUGCUGAACUGCUGGCUACAGCGGAAACUGCUCCACCAAACUUCAUUCAGAGACUUCAGAGUGUAACUGUUACACAAGGGAGCCAAGUGAGACUGGAUGUUCGAGUUACAGGAAUCCCUACACCUGUGGUGAAGUUCUACAGAGAGGGAGCCGAGAUUCAGAGCUCUGCUGACUUUCAGAUUGUUCAAGAUGGAGACCUUUACAGUUUGUUGAUUGCCGAGGCCUUCCCAGAGGAUUCUGGAACCUAUUCUGUCAGUGCUUCUAACAGCAGCGGACGCACUACCUCUAACGCUGAACUUCUGGUUCAAGGUGAGGAGGUUGCAGUGCCUGCAAAGAAGACUAAGACUUUUGUUUCAACUUCUCAGAUUUCACAGACUCGCCAGGCUAGGGUUGAAAAGAGAGUGGAGGCCUCCUUUGAGUCCACAACCACAAUGGAAAUGCUGAUAGAGGAUGGUGAUUUGGCUCAUAAGGCUCCACCUCGUGUACCUCCAAAGCCGACCUCCAAGUCCCCAACUCCUCCAAUAGGAGUGUCAAAGGUCACAGCUCCACGUCAUCAGUCACCCUCUCCUGUGAGGCCUGUUAAAGCUCCUGUUCACACACCUCACAGGCCUGCUUCACCUUCAAGACUGUCUGUGUCUCCUAUCAGACCAGUGAAGUCUCCAGUGGCUACAUACAAACAAGCAGCCCAGGGUGCAGAAGUUCCUCCUCCAUGGAAGCAGGAGGGUUAUGUUGGAGAGUCCAGCUAUACCAGCAUGGCUACUGAGACCUCUUAUGUCCAGUCCUCCUCUACAUUUGUUCACAAGGAACAGCAGUGGGAAGGUCAUUUGCAGCAACAAUCCAACGGAGUCAAAGAACUUGAGACUGCAGCAAUCCCAUCCAUCACAAAAGAGCAAGUGAUGCCGCCAACUAUAGUAGCUGCUUUGAAGAAUGUGACUGUCACAGAGGGAGAAACUGUUGCUCUGGAAUGCCAGAUUUCAGGUUACCCUAUUCCAGCCAUUAUGUGGUUCAGAGAAGAUUACAGAAUCGAGAACUCCAUUGACUUCCAGAUCACUUAUGAAAAAAGUUAUGCCCGCUUGAUGAUUCGUGAGGCCUUUGCUGAAGAUAGUGGCCGCUUCACUUGCACUGCUACAAGUGAGGCUGGAACUAUCAGCACCUCCUGCUACCUGCUUGUCAAAGUCUCAGAAGAAAUUGAAAGUCGUGAAGAUUUCUCUAAUGUCCCUGAGCACAUUGAAAUGUCUGCUCAGCAAAGACAGGUUGCAAUUGAAGCCAAAGAGGAGACCAUGUCUGAAAUAAGUGCUGUCUCUGAACCUGUGGAGGCUGGAGCUGGUGUUGCUCCAUUCUUUGUGAAGAAACCCACAGUGCAGAAGCUUGUGGAGGGAGAUAGUGUAGUAUUUGAUUGCCAGGUUGGAGGUACCCCGAAGCCUCAUAUUUACUGGAAGAAGAGUGGAAUUCCUCUUACUACUGGAUACAGGUACAGAGUAGCCUACAAUAAGGACACAGGAGCAUGCAAGCUUGAGAUCUCCAUGACAUUUGCUGAUGAUGCAGGAGAGUACACCAUUUUUGCUAGAAACCCACUUGGAGAAACCUCUGCUUCAGCCAUACUGCUUGAUGAAGAGUCAUAUGACCAAUAUGUGAAGAAACAGGAAGAUACUUUCAAGACAGAAGUGCCUACUAUUGCAGAGGAGCCAAAAGUUGCUGAUGUACCUGCUGCUUUUGAAACAGUAACCGAGAAAGAGCAAAUGCUCAUGCAGAGGAGAAUGGCUCAACAAACCCAGAUGAUGCAGUCUUUCAUUUCAGAACAGGAGUUCCAGAUGUCUAGCUUGGAGCAGAGAUUCAUCCAAGAAGUUGAGUUCCACCUACUCAAGAUUACCUAUCAGGAGCUGGUGACUGAGGAUGGGGAACAGCUGGAUAUGAGUGUUUCUGAACAUGAUGCUGUUUCUCCCAUCUUUAAUACUCCGGUUAAAGGUUACAGACUUAGGGAGGGAAUGAGUGCAACGUUCCAUUGUAGGAUGUCAGGAACCCCUCUACCUAAGAUUGUGUGGUACAAAGAUGGCAAGCGCAUCAUACAUGGAGGCCGCUAUCAGAUGGAGGUUCUGCGGGAUGGUAGAGCCAGUCUGCGCCUUCCUACUGUGCUAGCAGAAGAUGAGGCUGUCUAUACUGCUUUGAUUAGUAACAUAAAGGGUAAUGCUGUCAGCUCUGGAAAGCUGUAUGUGGAGCCAGCUGGUGUAGCACAAACACAGCUUUCUCAGCCAGGGGCAGUUCAAAGAAUCAGGUCCACAUCACCACGCUCCACAAGUCGUUCUCCUGGCCGUUCUCCAUCUCGUAGGCUUGAUGAGACAGAUGAGGCCCAGCUUGAAAGACUCUACAAACCAGUGUUCGUACAGAAGCCCUCAUCCUUUAAGUGCUCUGAGGGACAGACAGCAAGAUUUGAUCUGAAAGUAGUUGGAAGACCCAUGCCAGAAACUUACUGGUUCCACAAUGGACAACAAGUGGUCAAUGACUACACUCACAAGAUUGUGGUAAAGGAGGAUGGAACUCAGUCAAUGAUUGUGGUUCCUGCCAUGCCUCUGGACUCUGGAGAGUGGACAGUUGUUGCUCAGAACAGAGCUGGAAAGACAACUGUUUCUAUGACUCUCACUGUUGAAGCCAAGGAAAACUUGGUGAGACCACAGUUUGUUGAGAAGCUAAGAAACAUCAGCGUUAAAGAAGGUACCUUGGUUGAGCUAGCUGUUAAAGCUAUUGGCAAUCCUCUUCCUGACAUUGUUUGGUUGAAGAAUAGUGAUAUCAUCUCCCCACAUAAACAUCCACAUAUUAGGAUUGAGGGUGGUAAAGGAGAAGCUCAAUUCAAGAUACCAUCAAGUACAGGUUCUGACAGUGCAUGGUACACUGCUACUGCUAUCAACAAAGCUGGCAGAGACACCACACGAUGCAGAGUUAAUGUUGAGGUGGAUGCAGUAAAGCCUCAGCCCGAGAAAAAGCUUGUCAUUCCAAAAGGAACCUACAAGGCUAAAGAAAUUGCUGCACCAGAAUUAGAACCACUGCAUCUUCGCUAUGGUCAGGAACAGUGGGAAGACGGUGACCUCUAUGAUAAAGAGAAGCAACAGAAGCCUCACUUUAAAAAGAAGCUUACAUCAGUCAGGCUGAAGCGAUUUGGGCCUGCACACUUUGAGUGCAGAUUGACACCUAUUGGUGACCCGACCAUGAUUGUUGAGUGGCUGCAUGAUGGCAAGCCAUUGGCAGCUGCUAACAGGCUACGCAUGGUCAAUGAGUUUGGCUAUUGCAGUCUUGAUUAUGAAGCUGCUUAUUCCAGAGAUAGUGGUGUCAUUACUUGCAGAGCCACCAAUAAGUUUGGAGUUGACCAGACCUCUGCUACACUAAUUGUUAAAGAUGAGAAAAGCCUUGUUGAGGAAACUCAGUUGCCAGAGGGAAGGCGAGGGCAAAGAAUAGAUGAAAUAGAGCGUAUUGCUCAUGAGGGUGGUCCAUCUGGAGUUACUGGAGAUGAUAACCUUGAGAAGACUAAACCAGAAAUUGUGCUACUUCCAGAACCAGUAAGAGUUAUGGAGGGGGAGACGGCUAAAUUCCGCUGUAGGGUGACUGGAUACCCUACUCCAAAAGUCAACUGGUACCUCAAUGGACUGCUUAUCCGCAAAAGUAAAAGAUUUAGGCUUCAAUUUGAUGGUAUUCACUACUUGGAAAUUGUAGACACCAAGUCUUAUGAUUCAGGAGACGUCAAAGUUUCUGCUGAAAACCCUGAAGGUGUUACUGAGCAUGUUGUGAAAUUUGAGAUCCAGCAGAAGGAGGACUUCAGAUCAAUCCUGCGCCGUGCUCCUGAGUUUAAGGCUCCUGCUCCUGCACCAUCACAAGAGCAUGGUAGAGUUUCAUUUGAGGUUGUCAAAGCUGAGAAAUCAUCUGAUACCUCUAAAGAACCCAAAGAAGUGGUUAAGCUGAAGAAAACUGAGAGAGUGAUUCAUGAGAAAUUAACAGAAGAAACAGAGGAACUAAGAAGCAAAUUUAAGCGUAGGACCCAAGAGGGCUACUAUGAAGCAAUUACUGCUGUGGAGCUGAAGUCCCGUAAGAAGGAUGAGUCUUAUGAGGGUAUGCUGAAGAAGAGAAAAGAAAAACUUCUCCAUCACACCAAAGAACUUGGCCCUGAAGCUGAGAAGAAGAAAGAGGAGGAGGCUAAACUCACUAUUUCCAAACCCAAACCAGAGAAAAUUGUGCUCUCUCCAAGCAUGGAAGCUCCAAAGAUCCUUGAACGGAUCCAGAGCCAGACAGUUGGUCUUGGAGAUGAAGUACACUUCCGUUGUAGAGUCACUGGUAAACCAGAUCCUGAAUGUCAAUGGUUCAAGAAUGGGAUCCUACUGGAGAAGUCAGACCGGGUUUACUGGUAUUGGCCAGAGGACCAUGUCUGUGAAUUAGUGAUCAAAAAUGUGUUAGCUGAGGAUUCGGCAAGUGUAAUGGUCAAAGCCAUGAACAUUGCUGGAGAGACCUCAAGCCAUGCUUUCUUGCUGGUUCAAGGCAAACAAGUUGUUACAUUCACACAACUUUUAGAAGAUCAGGGAGCUAAAGAGAAGGACACCAUGGUGACUUUUGAGUGUGAGACAAACGAACCAUUUGUCAAGGUCAAAUGGAUGAAGAACAAUGCAGAGAUUUUCUCUGGUGACAAAUACAGAAUGCAUUCUGACCGAAAGGUGCACUUCCUGUCAGUGCUGAUUAUUACUAUGAAUGACGAAGCAGAAUACAGUUGUGUGGUUGUUGAUGAUGACCAAAUAAGAACCAGUGCCUCACUCUAUGUUGAAGGUGCACCCCUUGAAAUAGUAAAGAAUCUUGAGAAUACAGAAGUACCCGAGACAUACUCUGGAGAGUUUGAGUGUGUAUUGUCCCGUGAGGAUGCUGAAGGCACCUGGUAUUUUGAGAACAAAGAAAUCACUCCUAGCCUCAAAUACGUUGUGUCUGCACGUCGUGGUCGUCAUAGUCUUUCUGUGAAAGAUGUCAAAAAGGAAGACCAAGGAAAGUACACCUUCAAAACAGGAGAUCUUAAGACAAGCGCAUCACUGAAGAUGAAAUUGCGUCCUGUGACUCUGCUGCAAGGUCUUUCCGACCUGACAAUCUGUGAGGGUGAUAUUGCACAACUUGAGGUGCGAUUCUCUCAGGAAAAUGUUGAGGGCUCAUGGAUGAAGAAUGGUCAGGCAAUCUCUGCUUCCAAUAAGAUUCACAUGGUCAUUGACAAAGUUACCCAUAAGCUUCUCAUUGAGGAUGCUAGUAAGGAUGAUGGAGGAAUGUACUCAUUUGUUGUUCCUGCUCAGGACAUUUCUACAAACGGAAAACUGAUAGUUCAGACUAUUGGCUUCUUGACACCAUUAAAAGAUGUAUCUACUGUGGAAGGGACGAAAGCUGUCCUUGAGGCUAAAAUCUCUGCAACUGAUAUCACUUCAAUAAAAUGGUUCCAAAAUGACAAGCUGGUGACAGCUAGUGAUAGAGUCCAAAUGGUUGUCAAAGGAUCCAAACAGAGACUGGCCAUUAAUCGGACUUAUGCAUCAGAUGAAGGACAGUAUAAACUGAUUGCUGGAAAAGUAGACUCAACGUGUAAACUUUCUGUCGAGCCUGUAGCUAUCAUAAAGCACAUGGAAGACUGCGUUUGCACUGAGACCCAGAAUGUGACUUUUGAAGUGGAGGUUUCUCAUCCUGGCAUUGACGCUCUCUGGACCUUCAAGGGUCAAGCUUUAAAAGCAGGCCCAAAAUACAAGAUCGAGAGCAAAGGUACACACUAUAGUCUUUCUGUUUUGAAUGCCAUGAAGGAUGAAGAAGGGGAGUACAUCUUUAUGGCAGGUGAAAAGGAAUCCAGAGCAAGGUUGAUUGUAUCAGGUGGUGCUAUAAACAGGCCACUUCAUGAUGUGACAGUAGCCGAAUCCCAGACUUCUGUUCUGGAAUGUGAAGUUGCUAAUCCUACAACAGAAGGCAAAUGGCUCAAAGAUGGCAAUCCUGUUGACUUCAGCGAUAAUGUACUAAGUGAAAAUAAUGGUGCUGUCAGACAGCUUGUCAUUGUCAUCACCAGGCCACAGGAUGUUGGGGAAUACACCUAUCAGGUGGCAAAUUCCAAGACAUCUGGCAACCUGAAGGUUGAAGCUGUGAAAAUCAGGAAGACAAUGAAGAACCAAACUGUGACUGAGACCCAGGAGGCAGUAUUCAGUAUUGAACUCACCCAUUCAGAUGUGAAAGGAUCCCAAUGGAUCAAGAAUGGUGUUGAGAUUCAUCCAAGUGAUAAAUUUGAUAUAACAAUCAAUGGCAUGGUUCACACCUUGAAGAUCAAGAACUGUAACACUCAAGAUGAAUCAGUUUAUGGGUUUAAACUUGGAAAACUCUCUGCUAAUGCCAGACUGAAUGUUGAAACUAUCAAAAUUGUGAAGAAACCAAAGGAUGUGACUUCUCUGCUGGGUGCCACUGCCUCAUUUGAGCUCAGUUUGUCCCACGAUGACAUUCCAGUUAAAUGGAUGUUAAACAAUCAGGAGCUCACAACAAGUUCAAAUAUUAAAAUACUGUCUGAGCGGAAAGCCCACAAACUUAUUAUUCAGAGUGUUGAAAGUGACUUGGCAGGUGAAUACAUUGCUGUGAUCGGUCACCUGCAGUGCAGUGCACAUCUUCAAGUUGAACAUCUGAGAGUCACCAGACCUCUGAAGAACAUUGAGGUUCCAGAGACCCAUGUGGCCACAUUUGAGUGUGAAGUUUCACAUUUCAAUGUUCCAUCUGCCUGGCUGAAAAAUGGAGUUGAGAUUGAGAUGAGCGAGAAGUUUGGAAUUGUGGUGCAGGGCAAAAUUCAUCAGCUGAAAGUCAUGAACGCCAGCCAGGAGGAUGUUUCAGAAUACACAUUUAUAUGUGGAAAUGACAAAGUUUCUGCUACUCUGACCAUAAAACCAAUUCUGAUCACAUCCAUGCUUCAAGACCUCAAUGCUAAAGAAAAAGACACCAUUUCAUUUGAGCUAAAUGUCAACUAUGAAGGCAUCACCUACAAAUGGCUGAAAAAUGGAGUAGAAAUCCGAUCUAGUGACAGAUGCCAAACUCGCACCAAACAAUUCACUCACUCUCUCACUAUCCGAAAUGUACACUUUGGGGAUGUUGGAGAGUACAAAUUUGUGGCUGGAUCUGCUGAAACAUCUGCAAAACUCUUUGUUGAUGCUCGUGUGAUUGAAUUCACCAAGCACAUUAAAGAUAUUAAGGUUACUGAGAAGAAGAAGGCUACAUUUGAAUGUGAGCUUUCUGAACCCAAUGUGCCUGUGAUGUGGAUGAAGGAUGGGCAAGAACUCGAGUUGUCUGAAAGGUUUAGAGCCACCACCGACAAAUUCCUGCAACGUUUGAUGAUCCAGACAGUACGUAUGUCUGAUGCUGGUGAAUACUCUGUGGUUGCUGGUGCAAGUGUUUCAAAGGCAAACCUCGUAGUGGAGGGCAAGGAUGUCCACAUCUCUGAGCCUGCUGAGAAGGACAUCACUGUGGUUGAAAAACAGAGGGCUACAUUUGAAUUUGAAGUUAAUGAAGAUGAAAUUGAAGGCCGCUGGCAGAAAAAUGGUGUUGAAAUUCAAUCUUUUGAUCAGCGCUUCAACUAUGUGACAGUUAGAAAGACACAUCGCUUAACAAUCACAGAAACAUACAGAAGUGAUGCUGGAGAAUACACUUUCAUUGCUGGAAAGAACAGGAGCACAGUCAGUCUGCAUGUCCAGAUCCCUGAGCCUCCUCAGAUCAUCAGGCACAUGCAGCCCCUGUCUUUUGAGGCUGGCAAACCUGCACGCUUCUCUGUGGAGGUGACUGGAAUUCCUCAGCCUCAAGUGUCCUGGUAUAAGAACUCUCAGGCCCUGUCCUCUGGAUUUAAGUGUAAGUUCCAGAGGGAGGGAAAUGAACACACAUUGCUGCUUAUCGAAGUUUUCCCAGAAGAUGCAGCUCAGUAUAACUGUGAAGCUAAGAAUGACUAUGGAGUUGCCACAAGCUCUGCUUCGCUUAAUGUGGAAGUUUCAGAAGUGGUUUCUCCAGACACAGUGGCUCCAGUGUCUGCACCUGUAAUCAUUACCUCACUGCAAGAUACCUCUGUUGAAGAGGGAGAAUCAGCCCGAUUCCAGUGCCGUGUUUCCGGAGAUGAUUUGAAAGUUACCUGGUAUCGCAGAGAUAAGGAAAUUGUGAUGUCUGACAACUUGCAAAUGACUCAGUUUGGUGAUACCUGCCAGCUCGAUAUCUCCAGAGCAUAUGUUGCAGAUGCUGGUGAAUACACAUGUGUUGCACGCAACUCUGGAGGAAUGGUCUCCUGCUCUGCAGUUUUGACGGUCAAUGAUCACAGUGUGAGCACAGUAGCUAGUGUUUCGACUCAUUCAGAGAUGGUCACCUCCCAGACCAUGACUGAGACUCAUUCUUCCACUAUGCAAAGUUUUGAAAGUGUCUCUACGGUGAUGAUGUCCUCAACGUCUGUUAAAAGCAUAGAGGUCCAACAAGUGACCUCUGUGGAAGAAUAUUCGACGAGCCCUGUUUUGACCCUGCAAAUGAGCGAUGUCAUUGUCAGCCUGGGUGACGUGGCUCAGUUCAACUGUUCAUUCAGUGGACAGCCAUUUACUGAAAUUGUAUGGGAUCAAAAUGGAAGGACAAUCACAAAUACUGAAAGGGUGCAGUAUGCACAUCAGGCCGGGCUCAUUUCUCUUGUCAUACUCAAUGUCCAUCAUGGGGACCAGGGAAGUUACUGCUGUACUGUUAAAAAUAGAAAUGGCGAGAGCCGAACAUCUGCACAGCUCACAGUGGAAGCUAAAGAAGCGAACCCCAAAGAAACCCCUGUACCCUCCGAUUCUAUCAGUAAAUCUGCUAAAACUGAAAAUGAAUCAAGUAAAAAGGCCACUGACCAAGAAAAGGUGGAGUCCUUUCAGAAUGUUGGAGCCCUGACAACAAAGUGGCAGAUAAGCCAUCAUUACAAUCCUGAUGUUGUACCUUUGUUGGAGCGUGACAAAUAUGAUGCAAUGCAGCCAGAGUUCCUUGUGAAACUGUCCCCAGAAUUCCUUGCCAAACAAAGGGAAAUUGAUUCUAUUUAUUUUGUAAAAAAAGGAACCCCCUCUCCAUUCAUUGUAUGGCUAUACAACCAGUUGAAUGUUGAAGAGCCAAGGUCAUACUCCUUGAAACAUGACGGGCCUUUGUGCUGCUUAAAUGUUAAGAAUGUCGUUACUGAGCAAGGGGGCUCAAAUUCUUGCAAAGUUAUCAAUGCUGCAGGGGACAAAACAUGCAGCACUCAUCUCAAAAUGAAGACAGUAUCUACAGUGGAUGAGGAGGCCAGUUAUGAAGAGGAAGCUAAAGUGCCUCCAGUUUUCAAGAAGAAGAUUUGUAACACGGAGAGCAACAUUAGCAACCCAGUGAAGUUUGAAUGCGAGAUCGAAGAGACAUCCAAUGUCACCUUCAAGUGGUUCAAGUCUGGCUCAGAGAUUAGACAGAGCGACAAGGUCAGGAUCAUCAGCAGGCAAACCACAUCAUCCCUGGAGCUCCUCAGCCCAACAAAAGAUGACACUGGUGAAUACAGCUGUCGUGCCUCAAACAAACACGGUAGUGACACCUGUUCUGCUCAGCUGAACAUCACUGCAUCAGAACCAGCCCGCUUUUUGAGGAAACUGAGCAACAUUUCCAUCCCAAUGAGCCAAAAGUUGACACUUGAGUGCAAAUUCACUGGAGACCGGAAAUUGUUUGUGACCUGGUACAAAGAUGGCAAACAACUCUAUGCAUCGUACAGAUACAAUACAACAGUCACAGAUAACUCGUGCACUCUGGAAAGCCUUCAUGAAUGUGACAACACCACCACAGGGAAAUAUUCUUGUGAAGUUUCAAAUGCCUUCGGAAGAGAAAUUUGCCAUGCUACUGUGACUGCAGUGACUGAACCUGCCCGCUUUGUGAAGAAGUUGACAGAUAUGUCUAUUCCAAUGAGCAAAAAACUAAGGCUUGAAUGCACAUUCACUGGAGCUCCAAAAUUGUUUGUCACUUGGUACAAGGAUGGCAAACAGCUCUAUGCGUCCUAUCGAUACAACACCAAAGUUACAUCAAACUCCUGCAUCCUGGAGUGUCUUCAUGAGUGCAACAAUGAGACUACAGGAAGAUACUCAUGUGAAAUUUCAAACAUUUAUGGAACAGAUAAAUGUCAUGCUCAAAUAGUGGCAGUCACAGAACCUGCUCGCUUUGUGAAGAAGUUGACAGAUAUGUCUAUUCCAAUGAGCAAAAAACUAAGGCUUGAAUGCACAUUCACUGGAGCUCCAAAAUUGUUUGUCACAUGGUACAAGGAUGGCAAACAGCUCUAUGCAUCAUAUCGAUACAACACCAAAGUUACAUCAAACUCCUGUAUUCUGGAGUGUCUUCAUGAAUGCAACAAUGAGACUACAGGAAGAUACUCAUGUGAAGUUUCAAACAUUUAUGGAACAGAUAAAUGUCAUGCUCAAGUAGUGGCAGUCACAGAGCCUGCCCGCUUUGUGAAGAAGUUGACAGAUGUGGCAAUCCCAGUCACUCAGAAACUGAGACUUGAGUGUACAUUCACUGGAGCACCGAAGAUGUUUGUCACAUGGUACAAAGAUGGAAAGCAGCUAUAUGCCUCAUACAGAUACAACACAAAGGUCAUUGGGGACACUUGCGUUUUGGAAUGCCUCCAUGAAUGUAACGAUGCUACUCCUGGAAAAUAUUCUUGUGAAGUAUCAAAUUCCAUUGGCACUGAUAUCUGUCAUGCCAAUAUAACUACAUUUACAGAACCUGCCCGAUUUGAGCUGAAGCUUAAGGACAAACAAGUCGCCAUGAGUAAAAACCUGAAGCUUGAGUGCACAUUUACCGGAGCUCCUAAAAUAUUUGUCACCUGGUACAAGGAUGGCAAACAACUAUAUGCCUCUUACAGAUAUAAUACUACAGUUGUUGGAAACACCUGCACUCUAGAAUGUCUACAUGAAUGCACUAAAGAAACUCCUGGGAAAUACUCAUGCGAGGUGUCUAAUUCUUAUGGAAGGGAUAUCUGUCAUGCUGAAGUGACCACUUUCUCUGGACCGGCUCGUUUUGUGAAGGCGCUCACUGACCAGAGUCUUCAGCAGGGACAAAAGCUGAGGCUUGAAGCCUCCUUCACUGGAAUUGGAAAAAUCUUUGUCACAUGGUACAAGGAUGGCAAACAGGCCUAUGCUUCAUAUAGAUGCAACACAAAAGUAAUCGGAAACACUUGCGUUUUGGAAUAUCUUCAUGAGUGUGAUGAGAAUACUCCUGGAAAAUAUUCUUGUGAGGUUAUGAAUGAAGAUGGAUCGGAUAUUUGUCAUGCGCUGGUUACCCUUGGGACAGAGCGCAAAAUUCCACCAACCUUCACUAAGAAACCCUCAGAGCAUAUUGAGGAUGCAGAGGGAAAAUCCGUGAAGCUUGAGAGUCGUGUGUCUGGGUCACAACCUCUGUCUGUAAUCUGGUAUAAAGACAACAAAGAAAUCAACACUUCUGACAUCUAUGACAUUUCCUUCAAGAGCAAUGUGGCUGUGAUGUGUCUCGGGAAAGCCACAGUUACUGACAGUGGCGUUUAUACAUGCAGCGCUUCUAAUGAAGCUGGCACUGCCUCCUUCCAGGUGGUGGUUAACAUCACAGAGCAAAAAAGGCCUCCAACCUUUGAUAUUCCCCUCAAACCAAUGACAGUGAGUGAGGGUGAAAGGCUAAACCUUAGCUGUCAUGUGUGCGGGUCUCCCCCAGUGAAGAUUCAGUGGAUGAAGGACAGGAGGGAGGUUACUUCCUCUGCUAGCACCAAGAUGACAUUUGUUGAUGGUACAGCCACCCUAGAGAUAAACCAAGCAUCAAAAACUGAUGCAGGAGAUUAUCUAUGCAAGGCAACCAACAACGCUGGCAGUGAAUUCUCAAAGACCAAAGUCACAAUCAAAGAUAAAGCAGGUGUAGCACCUGCAGCAGCCCCAGCAGCUCCCACAACACCUCAGGCAACUAAAAAACUGGAUAACUUGUUCUUCAUUGAGGAGCCCAAGAGCAUUCAUGUUGUUGAAAAGGGUACAGCUACCUUUAUUGCAAAAGUUGGGGGUGAUCCCAUUCCCAAUGUGAAAUGGAUGAAGGGCAAAUGGAGGCAGAUGACUCACGGUGGCCGCAUCAACAUUCAACAGAAAGGCCAAGAGUCUAAGCUGGAGAUCAAAGAGGUGACCAAAUCUGACUCUGGCCAGUACAGAUGUGUCGCUUCCAACAAACAUGGAGAAAUUGAGUGCAGCACUGACUUGAAUGUUAAUGAAAAGAAAGAGUCUGGGCCAGAGGUGGUCAAACUGAAGAAGACUCCAUCAAAGCAGAAAAGUCCUAAGGAAGAUAAAGACAUUGACAUUGUUGAGUUGCUAAGAAAUGUAGAUCCAAAAGAGUAUGAGAAAUAUGCUCGCAUGUACGGCAUCACAGACUUCCGGGGUCUCCUUCAAGCUAUUGAGUUUCUGAAGAAGGAGAAGGGUGAAGAAAGUGGAAGACCGGAAGGUGAACAGGGAAGAGAAUUUGAUGAGGAUUUGGCUAAGCUUGUGUCUGAUUUGCAGAGGAGAAUGGAAAACAGUGAACCUGUUACCCUGCUUAAAGACAUCACAGAUCAGACAACGCAAGUUAACAAAGAGGCAGUGUUUGAGUGUGAGAUUAAAGUCAACUAUCCAGAAAUUACACUGGCUUGGUAUAAAGAUACACAGAAGCUAGAAUCUAAUGAUAAAUAUGACAUUAAGCUUGUGGGAGACCGUCAAAUAUUGAAGAUCAAGAACUGUCAGACCAGUGACCAAGGAAAUUACCGUGUCGUUUGUGGGCCACAUAUAUCCAGUGCCAGAUUGACAGUGUUGGAGAGUCAAGACCGUGUGCAAAAACCAUCACCUGCUGAUCAAAUUCAAUUCACCAAGCGCAUUCAAAAUAUAGUGGUGAAUGAGCGUCAGUCUGCCACUUUUGAGUGCGAGUUGUCUUUUGACAACGCAGUCGUCACCUGGUAUAAAGAUGCAUGGGAGCUCAAAGAGAGCCUGAAAUAUACCUUCAAGUGUGAGGGACGAAGGCACUUUAUGAUCAUCCGUAAUGUAACAGCUGAAGAUGAAGGCGUGUACUCUGUGAUUGCGCGCCUGGAGCCCGUUGGUGAAACUAAAAGUACAGCUGAGCUUUAUCUGUCAGGAAAAGAAUUUGAAAUAAGAACACGUUCAUUCGAUUUUCCUGAUACAUCGAUACAUGUGCCUGAUGUAUCAUCUGUGAUUAGUUUAAAAGAUGAAUCCUCAGAAUUUCACUAUGAAGAGAAGUUUGAAACUACAGAGUGUCAGAACUGGACAUUUCAAGAGGAGAGCAUUACUUAUGAAUUCUCUUCAUUGCAAGAAAUGAAGAAACCCAUUGAGGAGACUGUAACAAAACGUGUUGUGGAAAGGACAGAAGAGGCACCUAAACAAGUUAUGAUGGAACCAGAAGAGAAACCUGAAACAACCUUUGUAAAGCCUACAGUUCCCGAGAAAGAACCUGAAGUCAAGAAACCUGUUGAGGAAAAAGUCUCUACUGUCAUGGUGACAAAGCAAAAAGAACAACCCACACAGAAAGAGCCUAAAUCUCAGAUGACAGCAGAACCAAAGGCUCCAGUGACUGAAUCAAAGCCUGAACCCAAAUCUGAGCCAAAAGCUUUACCGAAACCUCAGUCAGAGCCCAAGCCUGAACCUAAAGCUACAUCAAAGGCUGAGCCCAAGCCUGAACCUAAAGCUACACCAAAGCCAGAGCCCAAGCCUGAACCUAAAGCUACACCAAAGCCAGAGCCCAAGCCUGAACCUAAGACUGAACCAAAGCCUGCUUUGGCACCCUCUGUCAAAGUUCCUGAAGCUCCAAAGAAGCCAGAAGUUGCACCUCAAUCAUCUUUAGCUAUUAAAAAAGAUGCAAAGCCAGACACUGCUCAAAUAAAAGCUCUUGUGGAGAUGAAAGAAAUAGAAAUACCACAAGAAAAGCUAGAUAGAAAACCAGAACCUGCAGUUGUUGCUGCUGUGCCUCCAAAAAGAGAAGUCUCUGGACUAACACCUGAUGAAUCUAUCAAAGAUCAUUCUCCUGUCCUCUACGAGCCAUCAAGUGUACAGCCUGCUAGUCGACCUAAACCCACACUACCUGAGCCAGUUAAACAAGUGGUUAUAACAGGUCCAUCAGAAGUUAAAAUUGAACCAACAAGAAAGCCUCCAACCCAAGAAGUUUCCAAAGAAGAACCAGUCAGAAAGGUUGAGCUUUCAUCUAAGCCUUCAGAGUUACCUAAAAAGCAAGUUCCACCAAAGAGUGAACCAACCCCCAAAAUCAGUGAGCCAAAACCUGCUCAUCCAGAGAAAGUGGUUGAAGUAAAGGCUGCAGAACAACCAUCUGAGAAAAAGCCUGUGACUAAAGCAAAAAUGGAGACAGAGAUGCCCCCAGCCAAAGUCUUUUCAGCCUCUGAGAAGAAAAUUGACCAGAUUCCCUGUACUGUGGAAGUUACAAAGAAGGCUUACAUGGAGGAAAGGCUUUUGAAAGAGAAAAUUGUGGAAGACAUGCCUCGUCAACUUCAGGAUUUAUUUUCUCAUCAUGAGCAUGUUGUAAAUGCAAGUCAUCACAGUACAAUAUCACCAUCUGAAAACGUGAGGAUAAUUGAAAUAGAGCUUCCCCAGAAGCCAGAACCUUCGUUUGAACUAAUAAAAAUAGAAGAGAUGUCUGAGAUGAAGCAGACAAAACAAGAAAUCCUCAUUGAGAAAAAGGAAAGGAAAUUAGAGAAAUCUACUAUUGUAAUAUCUCCAGAAGCUGUGGUGGAACCCAACAUUAAGGCACCAUUAAAAGAGCAUGACACUGUGGCAGAUAAAAAGAAAAUAGCUAAAGAUGUCUCUUUACAAAACAUAGAUGACAGCCCAAGAAAAGAGAUGGCCAGUCAGAGAGAAAUAGAAGUUCAUAUGCAAGAAUAUGUUCAUGAAAAGAAGAGAUACCAGGAAGAAACCUCUCAGACAUCACCGGUAGUAAUGCCAAAGGAAACUGGAACAAAGUUGAAGGAAGUGCGUAACGCACUUGAAAGAGAUGAGAAGACCCAGGCUGUGUCAGAACAUGUUUCAGAAGUUGUAUCAACUAAAAAAGAAUCAGAAAUAGUGAAGAAACCUGAACCAGAUGUUUCUAAGCCAGCUGUGGCUCCAGUUGAACAGAAAACACCACAUCUGCAAAAAGAGCCAACUGUUGAAAGGAAACCAUCUCCCGAGGCACCAAAGCCAAGUGUGGCUUCAAAAGAGCCAAGUGUUGAAAAGACCUCAGUUCCUGAAGAACCAAAGCCAACUUUGGCUCUGGUCGAAAAGAAAAUAAUAUCUCCUAAAGAGCCAGCUGUUGAAAAGAAAGCAUCUCCCGAGGCACCAAAGCCAACAGCAACUCCAGUUGAACAAAAAGUCUCUCCUCCCACAGAUGCAGGCAAGGGCCCCGUUUCAGCUCCAGGACCCGCUCCCAAAGAAACAACUAGCACCACACAAGCACUUCUUAAGCAGCAAAGUAAAAUUCACAUUCAAGAAGAUGGAAAAAUUGAAAUGGCAACUCUAAAGAAAGUAACCAGAAGAUCAAAGGAACAUCAGGAAGAUCGUGAUGUUAUAUCACUUAAGAAAUCUAGCAAAAUUCACCAUGAAGAAACAUCAACAGAAGCAGAAACGCUUCGAAAUGUUGAGAAAGCUGAGAUAGUUGGAGAAGAGAUGAAGUAUUCAGAAGCUGUUACUGAAGUCAAACUUACUAGCAGUUAUGAAGCCACUGAAGAUACUUGGUCCUAUGAAACAUCUACAGAAGAUGAGAAACUGUCUAAGUGUGAAGAAAAGAGAGAGGAGUACAAGGAUGUGAGAGGGAAGAAAGAAAUGACUUUUGAAAUAGGAGUAAAAGAAGAGAAAUUUAAAGGUAAAAAGGAAACUAAAAUUCCAAAAGAAAAGGAACAUGAUAUACCUCAACCAACUCUGAAAAAGGUAAUCAGACCAAUACCAGCUGAGAAAGAACAGGAGACUGUGAAAUUAAAACCUGUUGAGAAACCAGAUAAAGCUGUUGCUAGUCCACAGAAAGACAGCAACAUUGACAGAAGCAAAGACAGUAUUGGUGUCCAACAACAUGAAAGACUUGUAAAAGACGAGCCUCUUUCAAAGAAGAAAAUAGAAGUGGCAGCCACAGAUCAAAAAGCUAAAAAAUCUGUAAUGCCAAAAUUAUCUGUUGCUAAAGAUGAAAUUUCUGAACAACUUAUGAAAUUUCCAAAGAAAGGAAGGGGAAUUCUACCACAAGAUGAGAAGCCAGAAACUUUUACAUUAAAACCGUUUUCCAAAGAAUCACAUGCUGAUGUAACUGCUGAAAAAGUUCCUAAUGAACAAAAAGAGAUAAUUGAUGUUAAACAGCCAGAGAAAUUAGUACCACAUCAUAAAUUAAAGGAUCCUCACAUUCAGGUAAAAGAACCAGGACAAAGUGAAAAAUUAAAGAAAGAGCUCGAAAAGAUCAAAAAGCUAGAGGCGCCGCAUGAGAAUCUCCCAAUGAAGAGCACUUCUACUCCAGAAAAAAGUACACAGGAAGGACCCAAGGAAGAAGAGAAGGCAAUGAUCAAAAAACAUGCAAUUAUUCCAGUGGAUAAAGCAAAAAAAGAAGAAGUAUCAUUGAAACCUUUAGAAGGAAGAAAAACUGCAGAAAAAACUCCAUCACCAAAGGCAGAUAAACCAAGUCCUCAAGUCACAUCACUGAUUAAAAAGAGUCCAAAAAGCGAUGAUAAAACUGCAAUGUCAAUAAAGAUUGGUGCUACACCAAAGAAAAUGGAGGAUAAGAAGGAAAUAUCAUUAAAGCCUCUGGAACCUGAAAAGAUAGAAAAGACUUCCUCGCCAAAAGCUGAGAUUUCAAAACCUAAACCCACCGAAGGAAUUCCAAUGGAAAGAAAAUCUACAGCAAAAUCACCCCAGAAGAUUUCACCAAAAGAUUCAAUUGAGCCUGUAAUUUUGAAGAAGGUCCCAAAGGCAGUCUCCCCCAAAGAAGAACAGACGAUCAAGGAACCUCCUUUGAAAACAAAUAAAGGCAAGGUGCCAGUGGUGAAGGAGUUGUCACCUAGUGUUUUGGAGCUACAAAAGAUUCCUACGCAGCAAGAGGAGGUGGUUUUUGAACAUGAGCAGGAUACAGUGGAUGAUGAAGAGGAAGAAACUUGGGGAUGGGAACUUGCUCCUCGGGACAGUUAUGGAUCUGAAACCUAUGAUGACAUCUUGGAGGAUGGGGUUGUGGAAACCCCAGGAAUGGGUGACAAGAAAGAUGGAAAGCCAAAGGAGGAACCAGCCACAGGCAGAGGCAGAGGACUAAGACCAAGACAAACUCCAUCUCCUGGUGAUGCUGGACGGGGUAGAGGAAAACCUGGUGGUGGUGGUGACAAGCCACCUGGAGAAUCACCAUUUGGUUUCCAACUCAAAGCCGUCCCCUUAAAGUUUGUGAAGGAGCUUCAAGAUAUUGUGUUGCAAGAGGCUGAGUCGAUUGGCUCCUCUGCUGUAUUUGAGUGCCAGAUUUCUCCAUCUACUGCUAUCACCACUUGGAUGAAAGACGGAAGCAAUAUCAGGGAGAGUCCAAAGCACAAAUUCACAUCUGAUGGCAAAGAUCGCAAGCUGCAAAUCAUUGAUGUACAGCUUUCAGACACUGGGGAGUACACUUGUGUUGCAAAGCUUGGCAACAAGGAGAAGACCUCAACUGCUAAACUUGUAGUUGAAGAAUUACCUGUGAAAUUCACAAAGAAUCUGGAAGAAGAGACCUCCGUGCUCAAGGGACAGCCAAUGUAUUUGACCUGUGAAUUGAGCAAGGACAAAGAUGUGGUCUGGAAGAAGAACGGAAAAGAGUUGAAGGAGAUUCCUGGCAAAAUUCAAAUCAAUAUUAUUGGCUUACAGCGUGCCGUCACAAUCCAGGACAUGAACGAUGAUGAUGCUGGUGUUUACACAUGCGAGUGUGAAAACAUCAAAACUGAAACGAAUGUCAAGGUUAUUGAGAUCGUUAGGGACUGGUUAGUGAAACCAUUGCGGGAUCAGCAUGUGAAACCCAAGUCCACUGCUACAUUCAAGGGCGAGCUCUUCAAGGAAACCCCGAACUGGAAGUGGUACAAGGGUAAUGACGAAAUCCCUAAUGAGCCUACAGACAAGACUGAAGUGAAGAAGGAGGGAAAAGAGAUCACCCUUACAAUUAAAAAUGCCCAACCUGAUGAUGUUGCUGAGUAUACUGUAGAGGUUGAAGGCCGCAGAUAUGCAGCAAAGCUAACACUUGGAGAACGUGAAGCUGAGAUCCUGAAGCCUCUUGCUAGUGUGGAGGUGGUUGAGAAAACUGAGGCCAACUUUGAAACUGAAAUUUCUGAGGAUGAUGUGCCUGGAGAAUGGAAACUUAGAGGACAGGUUCUGACAAGAUCACCGACAUGCGACAUGAGAUCUGAGGGAACAAAACGAUUCCUCACGAUCAAGAAUGUUCAGCUCGAUCAGGCUGGCGAAGUUACAUACCAAGCUCUUAAUGCCGUGACAAGUGCUAUGCUCAACGUGAAAGAGUUGGAAAUGGAGUUCACAGUCCCACUGAAAGACGUUACUGUGCAUGAAAAGAAACAGGCAAAGUUUGAGUCCACCAUCAAUAAGGAUGUAUCUAAAGUGAUUUGGUUUAAAGGUUCUGAUAUUAUUACACAAGGAAAUAAGUAUGAAAUCCUUGAUGAUGGAAAGAAACACAUACUCAUUAUAAAUAACUGUGCCUUUGAGGAUGAGGGAGAAUACAGUAUUGAGGUCUUGGGAAAAUCGUCAAAAGCAAAAAUGAUAGUAGAGGGUAUGAGGCUGAACUUCACUUCAACAUUAAAGGAUCUAACAGUGAAGGAAGGUAAAACAGCUGUAUUUGAGCUUGAGCUCUCUCACGAGAAUGUCGCUGUGACAUGGUACAAAAAUGAAAUAAAAGUGCAUCCAAGCAGAACUGUGUUCACCAGUGUGGUGGGAAAGAAACAUACACUAGAAAUAAAGGAAGUAUCACUAGAUGAUACUUGCCAAAUAAAAGCAGAAGCUAAAGGAAUAUUCACAACGGCUAAGCUGCUGGUGAUAGAGGGCGAUGCAUUUUUUAUUGUCAAGUUACAAGAUUACACUGCAGUGGAGAAAGAUGAAGUCACAUUUGACUGUGAGCUCAGUAGGGAUGUUCCUGUGAAGUGGUUCCACAAUGAAAUUGAAAUUAAAGCCUCCAAGAUGGUUACCAUGAAAGUCGAAGGCAAACGAAGAAUCCUUAAUCUGAAGAAAGUUGAGAACAAAGAAAAAGGAGUAUAUGUUUGCGACUGUGGAACAGACAAGACUUCAUCCAACCUAAACAUUGAAGCUCGUGACAUCAAAGUAGUUAGACCAAUUUAUGGUGUCGAGCUCUUUGAUGGUGAGACGGCACGUUUUGAGGUGGAAAUCUCCGAAGAUGAUGUCCAUGGCCAGUGGAAACUGAAGGGCGAUGUCUUAUCUUCUUCACCUGAUGUUGAGAUUAUUGAGGAUGGGGCAAAACACACAUUAACACUCUACAACUGCAGAGUCUCCCAGUCUGGAGAGGUUACCUUCCAGGGAGCAAAUGCUAAGUGUUCUGCAAAUCUUAAAGUUAAAGAGUUGCCCAUUUCAUUUGUCAUGCCUUUGAGCGAUGUACAAGUCUAUGAGAAAGAUGAAGCAAGAUUUGAGAUUGAGUUGUCAAGAGAAGCUAAAACUGUCCGCUGGCUAAAGGGAUCUCAGGAGUUGAAAGUUGAUGAAAAGUUUGAAAUCCUCGCAGAAGGGAAAAGACAUAUUUUAGUGGUCAAAUCUGUUGCCUAUGAGGAUGAGGCCAAGUACAUGUUUGAAGCCGAGGACAAGAGAACAUCUGCCAAACUUGUUAUUCAGGGCAUUCGUCUGGAAUUUGUCAGACCCAUUAAAGAUGUCACUGUUAAAGAGCGUGAAACUGCAGAGUUUAGCAUUGAACUCUCGCAUGAGAAGAUCCAAGUCACCUGGUACAAGAAUGAUGUUCGUCUGCAUCCAAGCAAAGUGGUGCACAUGUCUGAGCAUGGCAAGAUUCAUACUCUGUCCUUCAAAGAGGUGUCUAUUGACGACACAUCUCUCAUUAAAGUUGAGGCUCUUGGAAAAACCUCUGAGGCAAUGCUCACUGUACUUGAGGGAGAACCUUACUUUACCACCAAGUUGCAGGAUUACACUGCAGUCGAGAAGGAUGAGGUUGUCCUGAUGUGUGAAGUGAGCAAAUCAUCUGCUCAGGUGAAAUGGUUCAAAGACACCAACGAGAUCACUCCCUCUAAGAACGUCCUCAUCAAGGCUGAUGGAAAGAAGCGUAUCCUGACAGUAAAGAAGGCAGAAAAGGGAAACAUUGGCGAAUAUGUAUGUGACUGUGGCUCUGACAAAACCGCAGCCAAACUUAACAUUGAAGAACGUGAUAUUAAGAUAUCACGUCCACUGUACAGUGUGGAGGUCACAGAGACGGAGACUGCUCGCUUUGAGACUGAAAUCUCUGAGGAAGAUGUUCAUGGUCACUGGAAACUCAAAGGAGACGCCCUGCACCAGUCACCUGACUGUGAAAUUAAGGAGGAGGGCACCAAACACAUGCUUAUCCUUUACAAUGUUCGUAUGGACAUGGCUGGUGCUGUGGACUUCAGUGCUGCUAAUGCUAAAUCAACUGCACAGCUUAGAGUAAAAGCACGCACAAUUGGCCUUCUGCGACCUCUACGUGAUGUCACUGUCACUGCGGGAGAGACUGCCACCUUUGACUGUGAGCUCUCCUAUGAAGAUAUUCCUGUUGAAUGGUUUGUUGGCUCAACAAAAAUGGAGCCAAGUGAUAGGGUGGUCACCAGAGCUGAAGGAAGACUGCAUUCUCUGACCCUGAGAGAUGUCAUGAUGACAGAGGCUGGGGAAGUGAAACUUACUGCAAAAGACUUUGUGACCCAGGCCAAACUUACCGUCAAUGAGCCACCAGUUGAGUUCUCCAAGCCCUUGGAAGAUCAGACUGUUGAGGAGGAAGCUACUGCCAUUCUGGAGUGUGAACUAUCCAGGGAAAAGGCUGACGUGAAGUGGUUCAGGGAUGGACAGGAAAUCCGUAAAACCAAGAAGUAUGAGAUGGUGGCAGAGGGACGCAUAAGAAGACUGAUCAUUAAAGACUGUAGCCUUGAUGAUUCCAAGACAUAUACCUGUGAUGCAAAGGAGUUUAAGACAUCUGCUUUCUUAAAUGUUGAACCUCCAUUCGUUGAAUUCUCUAAGCCUCUUCAUGAUGUUGAGGUUAUGGAGAAGGAAUCCGCUAAGUUUGAAUGUGAAGUGUCCCGUGAAAGUGCCAAGGUUCGCUGGUUCAAAGAUGGUGCUGAAAUCAGAAAAGGCAAAAAGUAUGAGAUUAUUGCCAAGGGAUUACAGCGUAUUCUCAUCAUUAGCAAGGCAGUGUUUGAUGAUGAAGCAGAAUAUGAAUGUGACGCAAGGACAUCCAAAUCCUCUGGAAUGCUGACAGUUGUUGAGGAGGAAGCAAGAUUCUCAAAGAACCUGGCCAAUGUUGAGGGCACAGAAACUGACAGCAUUAAGAUGGUUUGUGAGGUCUCAAAACCCAGUGCAGAGGUCACAUGGUACAAGGGUGACCAGGAGAUCCCUGAGGGUGGUCGAUAUGAACAUGUUGCUGAUGGAAAAAAGAGAAUUCUCAUCAUACAGGACCUCCGUAUGGAUGAUGCUGGAGAGUACCAUUGCAAGCUUCCUGCUUCGGAAACAACAGGAACUCUAAAGAUCAGUGAAUUGGCAGCUGAAUUCAUUGCCAGACCCCAAAACCAAGAGACAGUUGAAGGUGAAAAGGCUGAGUUUGUUUGCUCAGUGUCCAAAGACAACUAUGAAGUUAAAUGGUUCAAAGGAGACAAAGAACUUACAACGGAUGAUAAGUAUGAAAUCAUCGUUGAUGGCAAGAGGAGGGCCCUUGUCGUUAAAAACUGUGAGCUGAAAGAUGAGGGUGCGUUCACUGCCAACAUUGGCUCUGUAAAGGCGUCAGCAAACUUGUUGGUGAUUGAAAAACUGAGGAUUAUCACUCCCAUCAAGGAUACCCAAGUAAAGGAAGGACAAGAGAUUGUUCUCAACUGCGAGGUGAACUCAGAGGGUGCUAAAGCCAAAUGGCUGAAGAACAAUGAGACAAUGUUUGAGAGUAGCAAGUUUGUGAUGGCUCAAAGAGACACCGUGUUCUCGCUGAGAAUCAAAGCUGCAGAAAAAUCAGAUGAAGCCACUUACACCAUUACACUGACAAACCAACGCGGAGAGCAAGCCAAGUGCUCUGCUAACAUCAGCGUACAGGAGGAAGCCCUCAAGAUCAUUGAGCCACUGGAGGACUGUGAAAUAGAAGAAAAGAAAACCAUUACUUUCACUUGCAAAGUGAACAGACCAAAUGUGACAGUUCAGUGGAUGAAGGCUGGUCAAGAGAUCACUUUGAGCAAACGUAUUCUGUAUCGUGUGGACAAGGACAAGCACACUCUGACCAUCAAGGACUGCAGUCUUGAAGAUGAAGGUGAAUACACUGUAGUUGCUGGUGCUGACAAGGCCACAGCCGAACUGAUCAUCAGUGAAGCUCCCGCUGACUUCGCCGCUCAGCUCAGAGACCAAACCAUCACUGAGUUUGAGGAUGCUGAAUUCACUUGCAAAUUGUCUAAGGAAAAAGCCCACGUUAAAUGGUACAGAAAUGGACGUGAAAUCAGAGAAGGACCAAGAUAUCAUAUGGAAAGAGUUGGAAAAGAAUGCAAGCUCAUAGUCAAGGAAUGCAGACCAGAUGAUGAAUGUGAAUAUGCCUGUGGAGUGGAAGACAAAAGGUCAAGGGCACGUCUCUUUGUUGAAGAGAUCCCAGUUGAGAUUGUCAGGCCACCUACAGAUGUGUUUGAGCCCCCAGGAUCAGAUAUUGUGUUUGAAGCUGAACUAAAUAAGGACAGAGUUGAGGUCAAAUGGAUGAGGAACAACAUGAUCAUUGUCCAGGGUGACAAAUACCAGAUGAUCAGUGAGGGCAAAGUUCACAGGCUGCAGGUCUGUGAGAUCAGACCCCGUGAUCAGGGAGAAUACAGAAUAGUUGCCAAAGAGAAAGAUGCCAGAGCCAAGCUUGAGCUUGCAGCUAUUCCAAAGAUCAAGACUACAGAUCAGAACCUUGUAACAGAUGCCGGGAAACCUUUUGUCAUGGCUGUUCCCUAUGAUGCUUAUCCUCGGGCUGAGGCUGAAUGGUUUUUCGAUGACAUAAGCCUACCAGGGCAAAACAUCGACACAUCCAAUGAACGGACAGAGUAUAGGCUAAAGGAACCCAAGAAGUCAGACCAGGGCCGUUACAAGAUAGUCAUCAAGAACAAACAUGGAGCUGGAGAGGCUUUUAUUAAUUUAGAUGUAAUUGAUGUUCCGGGACCUGUGAAGAACCUGCAUGUUGUUGAUACUGCGGAUGGUGAGGUCAGCCUCGCUUGGGAAGAACCGGAAAGUGAUGGUGGAAGUAAGAUCUUGGCUUAUGUAGUUGAAAGACGAGAUAUCAAGCGCAAGACCUGGACAAUGGCUACAGACCGUGCAGAUAUUCCAGAGUACUGUGUUGGUGGAUUGCAGAGAGACAACAUGUAUUUCUUCCGUGUAUGUGCUCGGAAUAGAGUUGGAAAUGGGGAGACCGUUACAACAGAUGAGGCAGUUCAAGCCAAGAACAAAUUUGAUGUGCCAGAUGCACCUCAGAAGUUUAUGGUUGGAGUUGUCAAUAGGUUUGGUGCCACAGUGUCUUGGGAACCACCACUUUUUGAUGGAGGAUCUGAGAUCACAUCUUACAUAAUUGAGCUUCGAGACAGAACCUCUGUGAAAUGGGAGCCUGCAAUGGUUGUUAAAGCUGAGGAUCUCACAGCUACACUCAGUGAUGUUGUUGAAAACAAGGAGUACAUCUUCAGGGUUAGAGCUGAGAACAAAGCUGGAAUUGGCCAGCCAAGUGCUGCCACAGAUCCAGUCAAGAUUAUGGAUCCAAUUGAGAGGCCAAGUCCACCUCUGAACUUCAAUUACACAAAUCAAACUAGAGACUCAGUUCAGCUGUCAUGGGAAACUCCCAUCAGCAAUGGAGGCAGCAUGAUUACAGGUUACAUCAUUGAGAAAUGUGAAGAUGGCACUGACAAGUGGCUAAGAUGUAAUGCUAGACUUUGCCCUGACCUGUAUUAUAGGGUUUCUGGACUGAAGUUUGGUCAGAAGUACCACUACAGAGUAUGUGCAGAAAAUGCUGCUGGUGUGUCUGAACCAGCUGAUGCAAUUGGGCCACUUUUGGCUGAUGAUCCUCAUGUGGGUCCUACCAUCGAUCUCAGUGGAUUCAAAAAUGGUUUGGAAGUCAUUGUGCCCAAUGCUCUUAUCAUCAGAGUUCCUAUUACGGGAUAUCCCGUACCCAAACCCAAGUGGACAUUUGGUGACAAAGAGCUCACUGUUGGUGAUCGUGUUUCCAUGGUCACAAAGCCUACAUACACUGAACUGGUUGUCGCUCCAAGUGUUCGUCCAGACAAAGGAACAUACACCCUACAAUUGGAAAAUGAUGUGACAUCUGUAUCUGGAGAGAUUGAAGUCAAUGUUAUUGCAUGUCCAAGUGCACCCAAAGACUUCAAAGUCGCAGAGGUGACAAGACAUCAUGUCCAUCUAAUGUGGGAAGCACCAGAACAUGAUGGAGGCAGCCCUGUAAGUGGGUACAAUGUUGAGAAAAGAGAGGUCUCCCGCAAGACGUGGGUCAAGGUGAUAUCUGGUGUACAGGACCUUGAGUACACUGUCACAGAUGUCAUUGAGGGCAAGGAAUACCUGUUCAGUGUUAUUGCUUGCAAUAAAUGUGGACCAGGAGAGCCAGCAUACAUUGAUGAACCUGUGAAUGUGUCCUCCCCAGCAACUGUGCCUGACCCUCCUGAGCACCUAAAAUGGAGGGACAAAUCAGCAAAGAGCAUCUUCCUGCUCUGGGAACCUCCCAGAUAUGAUGGUGGUGCAGCUGUCAAGGGUUACAUUGUUGAUAAAUGCCAACGUGGAACUGACAAAUGGGAGGCCUGUGGAGAUCCCAUACCUGAGCUUAAGUUCCAGGUGACUGGUCUUAUUGAAGGUCAGUGGUAUGCCUACCGUGUAAGAGCAGUAAACAGACUUGGAGCCAGUCGACCAUGCAAGGCUACAGAUGAGAUCCUUGCUGUAGAUCCUAAAGAGCCACCAGAGAUCCAGUUAGAUGCAAAGCUUCUGGCUGGUUUAACUGCCAGGGCUGGCACUAAGAUCGACCUACCUGCUGAUGUGCUUGGCAAGCCAGAGCCACGAGUGAAAUGGACAAAAGCGGACCUUGUUUUGAAACCAGAAGAAAGAAUUACUAUUGACACAAAACCUGGUCAUUCCAUGCUUUCCAUUGCAAAUACAACUAGAUCUGACACAGCCACAUAUAUUAUUGAGGCAGUCAACACUAGUGGCCGUGCUACUGCAACUGUUGACGUCAACAUUCUUGACAAACCUGGCCCUCCAGCUGCUUUUGAUAUUUCUGAAAUUACCAACGAGUCCUGCUGUCUGGCCUGGAAUGCCCCCAGAGAUGAUGGUGGCUCCCCGGUUGCUAAUUACAUUGUAGAGAUGAGGCCCACAGACAAAGAGGAGUGGCAAAAACUGUCUGCUACAAUCAAACAAACUGCGUUUAAAGCAACCAAACUGGUGCCUUUGAAGGAAUAUGUCUUCAGAGUUUCUGCUGAAAACCAGUAUGGCAUUGGUGCUCCUGCGGAGCAUGUGCCUAUUGUUGCAAAGUAUUCAUUUGAUACUCCUGGGGCACCAACCAGGGUUCAGCCUUCUGAUAUCACAAGAGAUGCUGUUACUUUGACUUGGUAUGAGCCCGAUGAAGAUGGUGGAAGUCCCAUCACUGGUUACUGGGUUGAGAGGUUUGAUCCUGAAACUGACAAAUGGAUCAAGUGUAAUAAACUGCCAAUUAAGGACACAACAUUCAGGGUGAAAGGCUUGCCUACAAAAAAGAAGUACAAGUUCCGUGUUUUGGCUGAGAAUCUCGCAGGACAAGGAAAGCCUAGUGUUGAGACUGAUCCAGUUUUGAUCAAGGAUCCAAUUGAUCCUCCCUGGGCUCCUGGAAAACCAUUUGUCAAGGACAUUGCAAAGACUUCAGCAGACCUGCAGUGGAAUAGACCUGAGCAUGAUGGUGGUGCUAAGAUCGAGUCCUACAUAAUUGAGCUUCAAAAGACUGGCACUGAGGAAUGGGUCCGUGUUGCUGAGGAUGUGCCAACAACAGAGCAUUCAUUGAAGGGUCUGAUGGAGAAACAGGAGUAUUCUUUUAGAGUGAAGGCCAUCAAUGUUGCUGGAGAGAGUGAACCUAGUGACCCAAGUGACCCGGUUGUCUGCAAAGAGAGACUUUAUGUUCCAAAUCCUCCACGCUGGCUUGAGGUGGUUAACAUUACUAAAAUCAACUGUGACCUUAAGUGGACUGAACCAGAUAGUGAUGGUGGCUCUCCAAUCACCAACUAUGUUGUUGAGAAAAGAGACGUUAGACGCAGGACCUGGCAGGCUGUGGACACCACCGUGAAAGAUACCAAGUAUACUGUCACUCCACUAAGUGAAGGCUCUCUUUAUGUGUUCCGUGUGGCUGCUGAGAAUGCAGUUGGCAUAAGUGAGUUCUGUGAACUAGAGGACAGUGUUUUGGCCAAGGAUACUUUCACAACCCCUGGACCACCAUAUGCUUUGACUGUUGUUGAAGUGUCCAAGAGACAUGUUGAUCUGAAAUGGGAGCCACCCAACAGUGAUGGUGGAAGACCCAUCACAAAGUAUGUUAUUGAGAAGAAGGAGAAAGUAGGCACACGCUGGGUAAAGUCUGGAAAGACAUCUGGCCCUGAAUGCAAGUACAGGGUGACUGAUGUUGAUGAAGGCACUGAGGUGCAGUUCCAGGUCCGUGCUGAGAAUGAAGCUGGAGUCGGCCACCCGAGUGAACCUACUGUUAUUAUGACUAUUGAGGAUGCCAUAAGUCCACCUUCUCCUCCACUUGAAGUCAAGAUUGUUGAUGCCAGCAGAGAGCACAUCAACAUUACAUGGAAAGUUCCAGAAAAGAAUGGAGGAAGUCCAAUCACAGGCUACCAUGUUGAGCUGUCUGAAGCUGAAACUGAGAAGUGGAUGAGGAUUAAUCCUCGCCCUGUUAAAGAGCUCAGGUUUAAGGCUGAGGAAGGCAUAAUUCCUGAGAAAAAAUAUGUUCUGAGAGUUCGUGCUAUCAAUGCUGUUGGAGUCAGUGAUCCCUCUGAAAUAUCAGAUGGUGUCUUUGCCAAAGACCCAGAUAGUGCACCAACCAUUGAUGUUGCGACCCAGGACAUUGUAGUUGUUGAGGGUGAGAAGAUGGAUAUAAAAAUCCCAUACAGAGCAAUACCAAAACCAUCCAUGGUCUGGAAAAAGGGUGAUACUGAAUUGAAGACUGAAGACAGGCUGACAUUAACUUGUGAACUUAAUCGUGUUCACCUGGAGCUUCUCAAGUGCAAACAUGAAGAUGCUGGCGUGUACACGGUUACACUUGAGAAUAGUCUGGGUUCAGUAACUGGCACUGUUAAUGUAACAGUGAUUGGCCUGCCUGGACAAUGUAAAGACAUCUCUCCCAGUGAGCUCACCAAGAACUCUUGCACGAUUUCCUGGGAGCCUCCAGAGAAUGAUGGUGGUAGUCCAAUCUUGCACUAUGUUCUGGAGCGUAGAGAAUCUCAGAAGAAGACAUUUUUACCUGUGAUGUCUGGAGACAAUGUUUUAAGCUUUGUGGUCAAAGAUCUUAUGCUCAAUAGUGAAUAUCACUUCAGAGUGAAGGCUGUUAACAAAAUUGGCAGUGGCGAAUUUCUUGAACUCCGCAAUCCUGUCAUAAUAGAAGAACAAAAACAACAUCCAGACCCACCAAUUGAGGUUGCAGGAGUCAAUCCGACCUCAAAUUCAAUCACAGUUACUUGGAUGGCACCACCAUAUGAUGGUGGAUGCCCAAUCACAGGGUACAUUAUUGAGAAGAUUGAAAAAGAUGGUGACCGAUUUGAAAGAUGUGUUCCAAAUCUGGUGCCUGGGUUCUCUUAUACUGUCACUGGCUUGACAGAAGGAAAAGAAUACCAGUUCCGUGUCCGUGCAGAAAACAUUGCUGGUGCAAGUGACCCAUCUCGCAGUACACCACUGAUUAUGGCUGCUGAUCCUGUUGAUCCACCAAAAGUAACACUCUUUGCCCGCAUUGCAUCUGGCCUUAGUAUCAAAAAGGGAGAGGAGAUUAGAUUGGAUGCUUACAUAUCUGGUUCUCCCUACCCAACUGUGACAUGGCUUAGAAAUGAUGAAAAUGUCAGGCAGCCACCAGCUAAGAAGAAACCAGAAAUUGUGAAGAAGAAAAAGAAGUCUGUUCAACCUGAACCAGAAGAAGAAUUCCAUCCACCACUUUUAGAUCGCCUGUCAUAUGAACAAACCAAAAAGGGUGAGACUGCACUAAUGGUGCGUGAUGCCAUCAGAACUGACCAUGGAAAUUUCACUAUUAGAGUUGAGAAUGCCCAUGGUUUUGCAACAGCAUCUUGUGAUGUCAAUGUUCUUGAUAAGCCUGGCCCCCCUGUCAACUUUGGAUUUGAUGAGAUCAGGAACACCUCAGUUGUUUGCACCUGGGAUGCACCUCUUGAUGAUGGAGGUAGUGAGAUCAUCAACUACAUACUGGAAAAGAAAGACAACACUACUGAUGAUAUUGGAUGGGUAACUGUGACCUCGACCCACAAGGGAUACAAUUACCCUGUAACCAAGCUUAUUGAAGGAAAAGAGUACAUCUUCAGAGUCACCGCUGAAAACAAGUUUGGAUGUGGACAUCCAUGCUACUCUGAACCACUUGUUGCAAAGAAUCAAUUUGAACCACCUGAUGCUCCCAACAUGCCAAGAAUUGGAGAGGUCACCUCUAGCACAGUUGCUCUUAGCUGGCAUGAGCCAAAGGACAAUGGUAGCCCCAUCUUGGGCUACUGGGUUGAGAGACGUGAAGUCAACAGCAAAUACUGGAUCAGAGUGAACAGCAAUCUUUUGAGUGCAUUGAAUGUUAAGGUUGAGGGUCUUAUGGAAGGCCUUGUCUACGUCUUCAGGGUCUGUGCUGAAAACUUAGCUGGCCCAGGAGAAUUCAGUGUACCAACUGACCCCCAGGCAGCAAUGGAUCCAAUAUUGCCCCCUGGCCCACCUGUACCAAAAAUUGUUGAUGUCACAAAUACAACUAUUGAUAUCAGUUGGCAACCUCCAUUGUACAAUGGUGGUGGAGAAAUCCUUGGGUAUCAUGUUGAGCGCUGUCUGGUUGGAGAGAAGGACUGGGUCCGCUGCACUGAGUUUAGAUGCAAAGACCGCAAGUACACUGUAACUGGACUAACUGAGGGAGCUGAUUAUAACCUUCGUGUGUAUGCUGUAAAUGAAGGUGGGCAUGGAGCCCCAGGCAUGACAGAACCUGUUCAGGCCAAAGAACCUGAAGAGGCUCCAGGAGUUGAGUUUGAUAUCUCUGUAAGGAAUGGAGUCAUCAUUAGAGCUGGAGAAACAUUGCGUCUCCCUGCUGUUGUUACUGGACGACCUGUACCAGAGGUUAAGUGGACAAAGGAUGGUGCAGAGCCAGACAAGGAACAUGUAGUUAUUGAUGCAGAAAUAAAAAGCAGCACUUUAAGCAUCAAAAAAGCUUUAAGAACUGACCAUGGCAUAUACCAGAUCACUGGUACAAACCCUAGUGGAACCAAGUCUGUCUCUGUUAAGGUGGAUGUGAUGGAUGUUCCUGGACCAGUGGUUGAUUUUAAGACAGUUAAUGUGAACAAGAAGAUGAUUUCACUGACCUGGUCAGAUCCUUUGGAUAAUGGUGGAAGUGACAUCAUGGGUUAUGUUGUUGAGAGAAAGGAUGCCAAAAUGCACAUUUACAGACAACCCCUAGAAGUUGCUGCUUGCAAAUGUGACAUUGUUGGUCUUCUUGAUGGAGAAGAAUACAUGUUCCGUGUGGUUGCAAGGAACAAGUUUGGCCUUGGUGCUCCUGUUGAACUUGGCCCUGUUUUAGCAGUGGACCCCAAAGGAGUUCCAUCUGCCCCUGACAAAUUGCGCUACACUGAAAGGACUAAGAAUACCAUUACUCUGACAUGGGAAGCUCCACGUAGCGAUGGUGGUUCUCCAAUCAUAGGCUACUAUAUUGAAAAGAUGAGACAAGACAGCAAUGAAUAUGAUGUUGCUAACCGCAAUCUUUGCAAAGACCUCACCAUCACAUUGGAAAAUCUGACUGAGAACAUGAUGUUUGACUUCAGAGUGAAAGCUGUCAAUGAGGUUGGUAAUGGAGAACCAUCCAAAGCAAUCAGUGUCAAUAUCCAGGAAGAUGAACAUUCACCUACUGUUAAGUGGAUGAAAUUCUUCAAGAGUGAUGCAAUUAUUGUCAAGAAAGGAGCAGCUAUUGAAAUUCCUGCUGAAAUUGUUGGCUUACCCUUGCCUACUUUUGAGUGGACAAAGAAUGGAGUAGUUAUUGACCAACCCACUGAGACAAUGACAUUGGAAUCGGAGGAGAUUAACAGACAAACUAUCAAUACUAAAAUUGGCAUUCCUGAAUCUGUAAGACAAGAUACAGGCAUGUACACGCUAACUGCUACAAAUACCCGUGGAGUAGGGCAACGCACAAUGCGAGUGGAUAUCUUGGAUCGCCCAUUGCCACCAAGAAACAUUGUGGUGUCUGACAUCAAAGCUGAGUCUUGCUACCUUACCUGGGAUGCUCCAGAGGACAAUGGUGGAAGCGAUCUUACCAACUACAUCAUCGAGAAAAGAGAUGCCAGUAAAAAGAAGUCUGACUGGGAUCAGCUGACAUGCUGCAUCAUGGAUAGACGAUAUGGGGUGUACAAGUUGGAGGCCUAUGGUACUUACCAGUUCCAAAUCAAAGCCGAGAACAAAUACGGAGUCAGUGAUGGUUGUGAAUCAGAAAAGGUUGUCCUCAAAGAUCCAUUUGGUCUUCCUGGGCCACCCCAGAGGCCAAGGAUUAUUAGCCACACUCGCUCAUCCAUGGUGGUCACUUGGGAGCCUCCAAAGGACAAUGGUGGCUCAACCAUUCAAGGCUACUGGCUUGAAAAGAGAGAGCGUGGUGCUGUAUACUGGAGUCGUGUUAAUAGGGCACCAGUAACAAAACCAGCCGUCAAGGGCCUGGAAUACAAUGUGCUGCACCUUAUUGAGGGUGCAGAGUACAAGUUCCGAGUGAUGGCUCAGAAUGCAGCUGGUGUUGGACCUCCCAGCGAAGCCACAGAGUGUGUGUUUGCACUUGAUCCAAGAAACCCACCAAGUCAACCACCAGCACCUGUAGUAACAGACAAAUCCCCAAGCAGCGUGAGUCUUUCUUGGACCCCACCAGAUAGAGAUGGAGGAAGUCCAAUAAAGGGUUACAUUGUUGAAGUUCAGGAUGAAGGUUCACAUGAGUGGAAAAGGAUCAAUACACCAGACAAGCUGAUCCUGACUAAUUCCUAUACUGUGCCUGGGCUUAAAGAAAAUAAGAAAUGCAGGUUCAGGAUUGUUGCUGUCAAUGCUGCUGGUGAAUCUGAGCCAAGUCCCAGAACUUCUGAUAUAAUCGUACAGGAUAUUCUGGAGGAACCUGUCAUUACCAUCGAUGUCACAUCUCAGGAGCUUCUGAACUGUCGUGCUGGAACAACCCUAAAGAUUCCAGCCACCAUUUCUGGUAAACCUCUUCCAAAUGUGACCUGGGAGUUUGAUGGAACUGCCCCAUCAGAGAAAAAGAAUGAGCGUCACACUCUGCCAGUGGAUUCAGAUAUAUCAUCCAGUGAUACAACAUCAGUAGUGACAAUCCCUGAAAGUAAAUUAAACCACUCUGGGCGAUACAUCAUCACUGCCAAUAACCAGGCUGGCACUAAAAUCGUUAAAGUUCGCGUGAAUGUGCUUGAUUUGCCUGGAGCUCCUAAAGACAUCACAAUAAGUGACAUCACACGUGGUACAUGUAGACUGAGCUGGAAGCCUCCAGACUGUGAUGGUGGUGACAGAAUUAAGAGCUACUUUAUUGAGAAAAAGACUGUUGAAGGAAAGGCUUGGACAAAAGUCAACCCAGCUUGCACAACACAGUCUUUAGUUGUGCCAGACCUUAUUGAAGGGCAAGAAUACUUGUUCCGCAUAAGAGCUGAGAACCGCUUUGGUUUUGGGCCCCAUACCACAACUAUUCAGGGGACUAUGGCCAGGGAUCCCAUUCAUCCUCCUGAUCCUCCCAUAAGAGUCAAAAUCAUAGAUGUAUCCAAGGGCAUUGUGACUCUGACAUGGAAGCCACCUAAGAAUGAUGGUGGUGCACCUGUGACUCACUACAAUGUUGAGCGUUUGUGGUGGGAUAGCAGUGGAAACCAACAAGAGUCCUGGAGACAGUGUAACCGCCGUGAUAUUGAUACCACUACUUUUAAAGUGGAGGAUCUUCAUGAAGGAGCUGAAUAUGAAUUCCGUGUUAAGGCUGUGAAUGAAAUUGGUGCAAGCAGACCAUCCUCUACAGCAGGGCCAAUUAUUGUUAAAGAUCAGAACAGAGCACCUUUCAUUGAGCUUCCAGAAUUCAUGGAGGUUGAACAGGGCACAGAUGUCCAUAUUGUUGCCAAGAUUAAGGGAUGCCCAUUCCCAACUCUCACGUGGCAAAAGGCUCCACCUCACAAGGGUGAAAACAAGGUUGACGUUGAAUAUAAUGAGCACAUCAACAAGCUUGUGGCUGACGAUAGCUGCACACUGUUGAUCCAGCAAGGCAAACGCUCAGAUACUGGCCUCUACACACUUACAGCUAGCAAUAGCCUUGGCACUGUUUCAAAGGAAAUGAGGCUUAAUGUUCUAGGACGUCCUGGGGCUCCAUCUGCACCCAUCAAAUUUGAGGAAAUUCGUGCUGAACAGAUAACACUGUCAUGGUUGCCUCCGAAAGAUGAUGGUGGCUCUAAAAUUACAAACUACACCAUUGAGAGGCGUGUUGUCAACAGGAAGACUUGGAUACCUGUCACUAGUGAACCCAAAGAGAGAAUAUAUACAAUUGAGAAUCUAAUGCCAGGUCAUGAGUACAUUUUUCGGAUUAGGGCUCAAAACAAAUAUGGUGUUGGUGAUCCUCUUGACAGUGAACCUGAAGUAGCCAGAAAUGUGUUUAUGCCACCUGGCCAAUGCGAGAAGCCAACAAUUUCUAGCGUCACAAUAGACUCCAUGACUGUGAAUUGGGAAGAGCCAGAGUCCGAUGGAGGCAGUCCUAUCACAGGUUAUUGGCUUGAGCGUAAAGAAACUACAUCUAAACGCUGGAGCAGAGUAACUCGUGAUCCAGUCCGACCCAUGCCAAUGGGUGUGUCUCACAGAGUCACAGGACUCAUUGAGGGUUCUCAGUAUUUGUUCCGUGUAAGUGCAAUUAAUGCAGCAGGAGUUGGACCUCCAAGUGAGCCAUCUGAACCAACAUUUGCCAGAGAACCUAUAGCUCCUCCUUCUCCUCCAACUCCUAAAGUCACAGACUGGACAAAGACUACAGCAGACUUGGAAUGGAUUCCACCUUUGAAGGAUGGGGGUUCAAAGAUAAUUGGAUACUUUGUUGAAUACAAAGAGGAGGGCACAGAAGCAUGGGUUAAGGCCAAAGACAAGGAAGUUAGAGGAACUAAAUUUGUGAUCGCUGGACUGAAAGAGAAUGCAUGGUUUAAGUUCAGAGUCAUUGCAUUGAAUGCUGCUGGUCUGGGUGAACCAGGUGAAGUUGCUGAUGCUCUUGAAAUGAAGGACCGUAUAAUUUUGCCAGUCCUUGAGCUGGAUGUUUCAGUAAAGGAAAAGAUGGUUAUUCAUGCUGGAGGUGUUAUUCGUAUCCUGGCUUACGUGUCAGGCCAACCUCCCCCUGUGAUAACAUGGAGCAGAGGUGAAUACCCAGUCCCAUCAGAAGCUGUCAUUGAAACGACCUCAAUCAGCUGCUCGAUGGUAAUUAAAGACUGUACUAGAGCACAACGAGGUGUUUAUACAAUAACAGCCAAAAAUGAUGGAGGAGAGGUGAAGAAGUCUGUCAUUGUUGAAGUACUUGAUGUCCCUGGUCCAGUGGGUGUACCAUUCACAGCAGAAAAUCUUACAAGUGAAUCAUGCAAGUUGAACUGGUUUUUCCCCGAUGAUGAUGGUGGAUCUGCCAUCUCCAACUACAUAAUUGAGAAACGUGAAGCUGAGCGCAAGGCUUGGACUUCUUGCUCCUACACAGCUGGAAGACAAAAUGCUGUAGUAAAUAAUCUGGUGCUAAAAAAGGCAUAUUUCUUCAGAGUUGCAGCUGUAAAUGCAAUUGGAGUAGGUCCUUUCAACCAAACAGCAUGUGAAAUUGUGAUUAAAGAUCGCAUCAAUGUUCCAGACCGCCCAGAUGAGCUUGAGGUGACUGCUAUUACUAAAGACUAUAUUAGUCUGACUUGGAAACCACCUAAAAAUGAUGGAGGAUCUGAAGUGAUAUCAUACAUUCUUGAAGCACGCACGAUUGGCAAGGACAAGUUUGUCAGACUUACUAAAGACAAACUGAUGGAUAGGAGAUACACUUACGAUGGUCUCCGUGAAGGCGACACAUAUGAAUUCCGUGUCAGUGCAGUGAAUGAAGUUGGACCGGGCAAACCAUCAUUUUCCACUAAGCCAAUUACAUGCAAAGAUGAACUUGAACCCCCUACAAUUGAACUGGACUUCCGUGAUAAAGUGGUUGUGCGAGUUGGUGAAAGCUUUGCACUCCAAGGCCGUUACACUGGAAAACCAGCCCCAUCUGUCACCUGGUCAAGGGAUGACAAAGACCUGAAAGCAGACAAUCACAUAAAGUUUAAAAAUACUCUUACCACAAUGUGCCUGGGUAUUGUGAAAGCUCAACGUGGACACAGUGGCAAAUAUUGUGUGACAGUUGAAAACUGUACUGGUGCUCGCAAAGGCAUCUGUAAUGUCAUAGUUGCAGAUCGACCAUUGCCUCCAGAAGGCCCAGUUGUCUUUGAUGAAGUUCACAGAGAUUACAUGGUCAUUUCUUGGAAGCCCCCUCUUGAUGAUGGUGGAUCUGAAAUUUCUAACUACAUCAUUGAGAAGAGAGACGUAAACAGGGACAUGUGGACAACUGUAACAUCUGCCACCACAAAAACCCACUGCAAAGUGCCUAAGCUUGUAGAGGGCCGUGAAUACGUUUUAAGAAUAAGUGCUGAGAACAUGUAUGGCAUAAGUGACCCACUGGAAUCAGAAGAGAUGAAAGCUAAAGAUUUAUUCAGAGUACCUGAGGCACCCGAGCAGCCCACUGUAAAGGAGGUUUAUAAUGAUUCAGCACUGGUUAUUUGGAACCGUCCUCGGGAUGGUGGAAAGCCCAUCACAAAUUAUAUUUUGGAAAGGAAGGAGCCCUCAGCAAAGAGAUGGUCUCGUGCAACGAGAGAUCUAAUCUACCCUGCUACACAGUAUAGGGUACAAGAACUUGUUGAAGGCUGUGAAUAUGAAUUCCGUGUAACAGCAGAAAAUGAAAUUGGCACUGGAGAUCCUAGUGUUCCAAGUAAACCUAUUCUUGCUAAGGAUCCCAUUGUCCUGCCAAGCCCACCUGUUUUGCCUGAAGCUGUUGACAAGACUAAAGAUUCUGUGAGUUUGUCAUGGCGAGUUCCCCGUCAUGAUGGUAAAGGCAAAAUUUUUGGUUACUUGAUCGAGUAUCAGAAGCCAGGUGCAAUCGAAUGGAUCCGGGCAAAUGAAACUCCUGAAUCAUGCCCAGACACCAAGUUUGUUGUUACAAAUCUACCAGAAGGUGGAGAGUUUCAGUUCAGAAUUAUGGCAGUAAAUGCAGCUGGAAAAUCUGAGCCUGCAUAUGUCAAGGAACCAGUAAAAGUUCAUGACAGACUUGAGGAGCCAGAGUUGUUGUUACAUGCCAAUAUGGCACGUGACCACCUUGCCAUGGUUGGGACAGAUAUUACACUCAGUGCUACAAUUAAAGGCAUGCCAAUUCCCACUGUCUCUUGGAAAAAGAAUGAUGGUGAAGUUCCUGCCCAUUGCCUUAUUGAGGUCACAGCAACCGGAAGCAAACUUCACAUUAAGAAGUGUACCCGUGCUGACAGUGGCAAUUAUACCAUCACUAUUCAGAACGCAGCUGGAUCGAAAUCUGCUACAUGCUCUGUUCUUGCUCUUGAUAAACCUGGACCUCCAAGGAAUCUUGCCAUCUCUGAAAUCACAAGUGAAUCAGCUUACCUGACAUGGCAAAAGCCAGAAGAUGAUGGCGGGGCUGUGAUUUCCCACUAUGUUGUGCAAAAGAAAGAUGUAGCAGCUGAGAACUGGGUUCCAGUAUGUGCUGCAUCUAAGAAACUUAGCCUCAUGGCUCAGUAUCUGAUGGAGGGAAUUCAGUAUCUCUUCAGAGUUGCAGCUGAGAAUCAAUUUGGCCGGAGUGCAUUUGUUGAAACUAACAAACCUAUCAAGGCAGUUGAUCCUCUAUAUCCCCCUGGUCCACCUAAGAAUCUGCAUCAUGUGGAUGCAGACAAAACUGAAGUGUGGCUUCAGUGGGAGUGGCCUGAUCGCACAGGUGGAAGUGAGAUCACUGGAUUUAUUGUUGAGCAUCAAGAAGAAGGUGCCACUGACUGGGUUACCUUCAAGACUGUCAGUAAUCCUCAGUGCCAUGUUACUGGUCUCGUGGAGGGCAAAACCUACAGAUUCCGAGUAAAAUCACAAAAUGCUAUUGGCAUUAGUCGUCCAGACACCAGUGUGCCAAUAACGUGUCAGGAGAAAACCUUGGCUCCAACUAUUGAAGUGGAUGUGAAGCUUAUUGAAGGCCUUGUUGUUAAGGCAGGCAGUACAAUACUCCUCCCAGCAGUCAUGUUAGGAAUCCCAACUCCAACAGCCAAGUGGCAAAGUGAAGGAAAUGAGCUUAAAACUGAAGGCAAAUUUAAGAUUGUUACUGAAGGAAAUUCAACAACAUUGGCUAUUAGUGAAUGUGCCAGAACUGACAGCGGAGAGUAUAGUCUUACUGUAUCAAACCCUGCUGGAAGCAAGUCUGUUGCUCUUCAUGUCACAGUCCUUGAUGUUCCAUCUGCUCCAGUUGGCCCUGUAAAUAUCCUUGAAGUUACUCCUGAUCAUAUGAUAAUCCAGUGGCGUGCACCAAAAGAUGAUGGUGGUUCACCAUUGAUGAGCUAUGUUGUAGAGAAGAAGGAUGUCAAAAAGCCUUGGGAACCAUGGUCAGUAGUAAGUUCUGGAGGUACCAGCACAAAGGCUAAAAUUCCUCGUUUGGAAAAGGGGCGUGAAUAUAUUGUGCGUGUACGUGCUGAGAACAAAAUUGGCAUUGGUGCUGGACUUGAAAGUCCCCCUACUAUUGCCAAGCAAAUGUUUGAUCCACCAGGUCCUCCUGGCCAACCAACAUGUUCUGAUAUUACAGAAAAUGCUGUAACAGUAUCAUGGGCCGAACCAGAAACAGAUGGUGGAAGUCCUGUAAGUGGCUAUAUAGUUGAACGCAGGGAGAUGACCGGAAAAUGGAUUCGUGUAAAUAAAACACCAGUGUUGGAUAUAAGAUACAGGGUUUGUGGUCUGUUUGAGGGCAACAGCUAUGAAUUCAGAAUAUUUGCUGAAAAUGUUGCUGGUGUAAGUGAGCCUUCAUAUCCAUCAGACCCAAUGAAAGCAAAACGUCCAAUUACUCCUCCGGGGCCUCCCAGUAACAUUAAGCUGAAGGACUGGAGCAAGUCAUAUGCAGAUUUGGUAUGGACCAAACCUUCCCGAGAUGGUGGCAGCCCUAUCCUAGGCUAUGUUGUUGAAUGCCAGAAAUCAGGUUCUGCACAGUGGGAUAAAAUAAACAAGGAUCUAAUUAAGUUCUGUGCAUUUAGAGUACCUGGUCUUAGUGAAGGCAUAGAAUACAGAUUCCGUAUUAAAGCUUCAAACAAAGUUGGAGAUGGUGAGCCAAGAGAACUCACUGAAACUGUGCUUGCCAAGGACAUUCUUGUUCCUCCUGAGGUGACGGUUGAUGUUGCUUGUCGUGACCUCUUAACAGUAAGAGCAGGCCAGAUCAUCAACCUUGUGACCCGUGUCAAGGGCAGACCUGAUCCUGAAAUCACUUGGACUAAAGAUGCAAGAGUUUUAGGCAGAGAUAAACGCACUGAAAUGAACAAUAACUUCCCUCUUGUUGAGCUGGUAAUUCAGGAAGCUGUUAGAGCUGAUUAUGGAAAAUAUGCAAUUCAGGCAAAGAACAGCAGUGGUCAAGCACAAGCUACAAUUAUAGUCAAUGUGCUUGAUAUUCCUGGAGCCUGUCAGAAUUUGAAGGUUGCUUAUGUGACUAAAGAUUCAUGUAUGGUAUCCUGGGAAAAUCCUGAAGAUAAUGGUGGCACUGAAAUUACUAAUUACAUAAUUGAGUGCAGACAACCAAGUCAAAGAGGGUGGACAGUUGUAACGUCUGACUGCACCAAACGACUUGUCAAAGCUCCACUUGUUCAGAAUUGUGAAUAUUUCUUCCGUGUGAGUGCAGAGAAUAAAAUUGGAGCUGGUCCACCAACAGAAUCCAAAACACCAGUCCUUGCCGUUGACCCAGUUGAGAAACCUGGUGAACCAGAGAACUUCCAAAUCACUGAAAUUGGCAAAACAUUUGUCUUCCUUAAAUGGAAGAAACCAGACUAUGAUGGUGGUAGUCGUAACCUUGCUUACCAUAUUGAAAAGAAGCCUAAAGAAGCAGAUGAGUGGGAAAGAUUACACAAGGGUGCUAUCAAAGAAACCUAUUUCAUGGCUGACAGAUGUAUUGAGAACCAAAUUUAUCAAUUUAGAGUUCAAACUAAGAAUGAGGGUGGAGAGAGUAACUGGGUGACAACAGCUGAAGUUCUUGUAAAGGAGGAACUUGUUCAGCCAGAGCUUAAAGUCAAAAUGGUUGGUACUCUUGUUGUUAAAGCAGGAGAUGCAGUUGCAAUUGAGGCAGAGCUUAUAGGAAAACCUCAGCCUGAUGUUAAAUGGUCUAAAGAAAGUGACACUAGAGAUAUCACCAAAAGCCCAAGAGUGCAGGUUGAAACUGGCACCAACUUCACAAAAUUACUACUCUCAAAUUCAAGACGUGGGGAUACUGGAAAAUACAUAAUCACUGCAACAAAUGCUGCUGGAACCUGUUCUGCUGAGGCCAAGGUGAAUGUUCUUGAUAGACCAGGCCCUAUUAGAGACUUGAAAGUUUCAGAUAUUUCCAUUGACAGGUGCAAGCUUGCAUGGGAGAUACCAGAAGAUGAUGGUGGUUGUGAGAUUUACAACUACAUUAUUGAAAAAUGUGAAACAAAGAGAGGAGUAUGGUCAAUUCAUUCAGCUGCUAUAAUUACCAACUCAGCUAAAGUUACGCGACUUAUUGAAGGCAAUGAAUACAUAUUCCGUGUGAGAGCUGAAAACAAGAUGGGUGCUGGCCCUGCUGUUGAAUCCGAGUCUGUUGUUGCAAGGACCCAGUUUAGUAGACCAGGUGCUCCUGAUGCUCCAGAAGUGACAAAAAUUACAAAAGACACAAUGGUUGUAAUGUGGUGCUCCCCUGAUAACGAUGGAGGGAAACCUAUCACUGGUUAUAUUCUUGAGAAAAAAGAAGAACAUGCCAUUCGGUGGGCUCCUGUUGUUAAAUCUCCAAUUGCAGGGACACAAAUGACAGUUACAAGUUUACUACCAAAUCAUGAAUACCAGUUCCGUGUCAAGGCUGAAAAUGAAAUUGGAGUUGGUGAUGCAAGCAAGCCAUCCAGAUCAUUCACUGCAAGAGAUCCAGUUGAGCCUCCUGGUCCUGUUAGUAACUUAAAGGUUACUGACAGCUCAAAGACAUCAAUUACUCUUGCAUGGACAAAGCCUACAUAUGAUGGAGGUGCUCCUCUUAUUGGAUAUGUUGUUGAGAUCAGAGUCAAGGGUACAGGAAAGAAGGGGGAUGAGGGUUGGAAAAGAUGCAACGUUGCUGCGCAGUUGAUUGGAACAGAAUUCACAGUCUCUAGCCUGGACGAGAAGCUUGAAUAUGAAUUCCGUGUGUCAGCACAAAAUCAGGUUGGCUUGAGUCAGCCAACUAAUCUUGAGGGAGCUGUCACACCAAGAGAAGUCUUGGAGGCCCCUGAGAUUGAUUUGGAUGCAGACUUGAAGAAAGGACUUACUGUUAGGGCAGGAUGCCCAAUAAGAUUAGUUGCAACAAUCAGAGGCAGACCCGCUCCGAAAGUCUUAUGGAGGAGAAUGGGAAAAGAUAAUGUUGUUCAGAAGGGCCAUGUCGAUCUCAUUGACACCAUGACAUUCCUUGUUAUCUCUGAAAGUACUCGUGAUGAUUCAGGCAAAUAUUCAUUGAACGUAUCCAGUACAGCUGGAGAGAAAGCUGUGUUUGUGAAUGUCAAAGUACUUGAUACACCUGGACCUGUUGAUGGUCUUGAAGUUGCUGACAUGACAAUGUCGUCUUGUAACCUCACAUGGUCUCCACCUGAAACUGAUGGUGGCAGUAACGUAACUCAUUACAUUGUAGAGAAACGAGAAAUUGAUCGCAAGACAUGGGCAACUGUGAAAGCUAAUGUUGAAAACACCACAUUUAAAAUGAGCAAUCUCGUCCCAGGAACAGAGUAUUACUUUCGUGUAAUAGCUGUAAACGAGUAUGGUCCUGGUGUCCCAAGAGUUACACCAAAAUCCUAUCUGGCCUCUGAUCCAGUCAGUAAGCCUGAUCCACCACAAAAAGUUGAUGUUCUGGAGAUUUCUAAGAACAGUGCCACUGUUGGAUGGGUAAAACCACUGCGUGAUGGAGGAGCUAAAAUUGAUGGCUACGUUAUUGACUAUCUUGAACUCCCAAUGCCUAAACCUCCCAAACAACCAGUGGAGGUUGAAGGUGAGGCUGAACCUGGUGUAGAGCCUGUGGUUCAACCACCACCUGAACCUGUGGCUGCAGAAGAGGAGAAAGAGGAGAAAAAAGAGGAAUGGACACCAUAUACAGUUGUAAAAGGUUUGAGCAUCUCCAUUGCUGGACUAAAGGAGGGAAGAAAAUACCGCUUCAGAGUGGCAGCAAGAAACUCCAUGGGAUCCAGUCUUCCUACAGAGACCAGAGAAGCUUAUGAGAUAAAGGAGCAGAUGUUUGAACCCAAAAUUAUUAUGACAGAGCUUGUCACUGCAAAAGCGGGGGCAAAACUGAGGGUUGAGGCUCUUGUAUCUGGAAAGCCAGCACCAGCGUGCCAGUGGAAACGAGGAGAAAAUAAUGUUGUCUCAUCAAGUCGUCUUGCUGUGCACAAAUCUCAGAACAUGUGUGUGCUCAUCAUUAAGGAUGUUUCAAGACAAGACAGUGGUGAAUAUAGCCUUGUUGCUGAGAAUUCCACUGGAAAAAUUGAGCAGACUUUGAAAAUCAUCAUCAGAGAUAUUCCUGGACCACCUGAGCCACCAUUUGAGAUCAGUGACAUUGACUCUGAUGCCUGUACCCUAUCUUGGAACAAACCUACUGAGGAUGGGGGUAGCAAUAUCACUAAUUAUGUGGUUGAGAAAUGCGAUGUCAGCAGAGGUGACUGGGUUACUGCUCUUUCCAGCUGUGGCAAAGCUGGCUGCAGAAUAGGAAAACUUAUUCCUGGAAAGGAAUAUAUCUUCCGUGUCCGUGCUGAGAACAGAUUUGGAAUUUCAGACCCGCUUGCAUCUGAAAGAAUGGUUGCCAAGUUCCCCUUCGAUGUUCCUGGUGAGCCUUUGAACUGCCGCAUCAAUAAAGUGAACAAGGACUGCAUGUUUGUGGCUUGGGAUAAGCCAGAGUCUGAUGGUGGCAGUCCAGUUACUGGAUACUACAUUGAACGCAAAGAGAGAAACAGUCUCCUCUGGGUUAAGGCUAAUGAUUCUGUUGUCCGCACAACUGAAUAUCCUUGUGCUGGCCUAAUUGAGGGUCUUGAAUACACUUUCAGAGUAUCAGCUAUAAAUCGAGCUGGACAGGGCAAACCAAGCAAGAAAACUGAGUUCAUCACAGCAAGAACACCUGUUGAUGCUCCUGGAAAACCAGAGGUGCUGGAUGUGACUAAGAAUGCAGUUUCACUGGUUUGGACCAAACCAAAAAAUGAUGGUGGUAGCAAGAUUAUUGGUUACUAUGUUGAGGCAAUGAGACUUCCAGGAGACACUUGGGUGCGUUGCAACACAAGUAGUCAAAAUGUGCCUCGUGAGGAGUACAUUGCAACUGGGUUAGAAGAGGGUGCUAAUUACCAGUUUAGGGUAAUUGCCAAGACAGCUGUUAACAUUAGCAGACCCUCUGAAAUCACUGACCCCAUUCUGGUGUCUGCAGAAAAUGUUCCUCCAAGAAUUGAGCUUUCAAUACAGAUGAAGAAGAUGUUGCCAGUGAAAGCUGGGUCAGAUGUUUGCCUAGAAGCUGAAGUUUUUGGUAAACCAAUGCCUAAGGUUACUUGGAGCAAAAACGGAGAAACGUUGAAAGCUGACAAAGAAUUCAAGAUGUCUCAAAAGAGACAUCUCUUUUCUCUCAGCCUUGAUGCAGUUACUAAACUUCAUGCUGGAAAUUAUGGAAUUCAUGCUGCAAAUGCAAGUGGUAAUACAACUGCAGAAAUACAGCUUAAAAUAUUAGAUAUACCUGGCCCGCCUGCCUCUAUCAAGCUUGAUGAGAUACUUUCAGAUCAGGUCAAGCUGAGCUGGGAGGCUCCACUUGCUGAUGGUGGCUCUCCAAUCACAAAUUAUGUUGUUGAUAAACGUGAAACAAGUAGGGCUAACUGGGCCCAAGUUUCUGCUAAAAUCAGUCGGGAUACAACAGGAUGUUCAGUAGAGAGACUGAUUGAGGGGCAUGAGUACCAGUUCCGUGUUCGUGCUGAAAACCACUAUGGUACUGGUGAUGCCAUCAUAUCAGACCCAGUUGUUGCAAGAAAUCCCUUCACUGUUCCUGGAGCAUGUGACCCACCUGUCCUCACAAAUAUCACAAAGGAACGUAUGACUGUAAGCUGGAAGGAACCAUCUGAUGAUGGAAAUUCACCUAUUCUUGGAUAUUUAGUUGAGAAACGUGAAACCAAGGAAGUGAACUGGACAAAACUAAACAGAAAACCCUUGCUGGAGAGAACACUUGAGGUUGGAGGUCUUUCCGAAGGAGCUCAGUAUGAGUUCAGAGUGAUUGCUGUUAAUAAAGCUGGCCUUGGCAAACCCAGUGAUCCAUCCAAUGCUGCCUCAGCUCUUGAUCCUUUAUAUCCUCCAGGCCCACCAAUAUCUCCCAAGGUAAUAGAUACCACCAACAGCACCAUAAAACUAACUUGGACUAAGCCUGCAAAUGAUGGUGGAAGUGAAAUUCUGGGAUACCUUGUUGAAUGCAAGAGAACUAACACAACAGACUGGAUAAGAUGCAAUGUACCGAAGAACCUUCAGGAUACAAAUUAUGUUGUGACUGGACUCUUGGAGAACUCAGAGUACCAACUUCGUGUUAGUGCUGUAAAUAAAAUUGGAUUCAGCCAGCCUUGUGAAGUUCCUGAAAAACACAUUGCCAAGGAUGUUUUUGUUACUCCUGAGGCUGAGCUUGAUGCGGAGCUGAAGGAUACUUUGGUGCUUACAGCUGGCAGCAAAAUGAAACUUCAUGCCAAAAUUAAGGGUCGACCAAUCCCCAGGGUGACCUGGGCCAAGAUGAACACAAACAUUAAGGACAGACAAGGGAUCAUAAUCAAGACGACUGACACAGAUACCCUAGUUUGUGUUGAGAAAGUAAACAGAUACGAUGCAGGGAAAUACAUUCUGAAUCUUGACAGUGUAAGCGGAAUGAAGAUGUACACUGUCAUUGUCAAGGUCCUUGAUACCCCUGGACCUCCACUGAAUUUGAUGAUAAAAGAAACAUCGAAGGACAGUGCCUCCAUCCUAUGGGAUGAACCUCUAAUUGAUGGUGGAAGUGAAAUCACAGGUUACAUUGUUGACAAAAGAGAUGCAGAAAGAAAAGCAUGGUCAAAUGUUACAACUUCCUGUACAAAGACAUCUUUCAAGAUCGAAGAUUUAGAGCCUGGCAGAUCAUAUUGCUUCAGGGUUUUGGCUCAAAAUCAGUAUGGUAUUGGUGAGCCAUGUGAAACAGUGGAUGCUGUCAGAGCUUCUGAACAACCUGGACCAGUUAUGGACUUUAAGACCUUACUGGUAACCAAGGACUCUUGUACACUUUCAUGGAAAAAACCCAUCAGUGAUGGAGGAAGCCGAAUCAUUGCAUACGUGCUUGAGGUCCUUAAUGGCGAAGACAAAUGGAAGGAGCUUCUUCGUUCAAAAAACAUGCAAUAUAGUGCAAAGGAUCUUGUAGAAGGAAGGGAGUACAAGUACAGAGUAUUUGCAACAAACGAUUCUGGUGAUGGCCCUGUGAAAGAACUCUCUGUAAUGGCAAAAGAUAUCAAUGUUCUUCCAAGCUGUGACUUACGGGAUUUGCCUAACUUGAAUUACAUUGCAAAAGAAGGAAGCAAUGUUCGUCUAAAGAUUCCUAUUAUUGGAAAGCCCACCCCUGUUGUAUCAUGGAAGAAGGGAGAAGAUGAAAAUCUCACAGACACAGGAAGAGUGUGUGUAGAAUCAACUGCUGUAAACACAACUCUCUUGAUCCGUGACUGCCAAAGAACAGAUGCCUCAAAAUACACCAUCACUCUUCGCAAUUCUGCUGGAACAAAAGAGUCCACAAUUUUUGUCAGAGUUGUUGGUAAACCAGGAAUUCCAAAUGCACCAAUAAAGUUCAAGGAGGUGACUGCAGAUGGUGCAACAUUAAAAUGGAGUGCUCCUAAAGAUGAUGGUGGAUCAGAAGUCACCAACUAUAUUCUUGAGAAACGUGACUCCAUUACUAACAUGUGGGUUACUGUGUCUUCAUCUGUGGACACAAACAGUUUCAGAGUGACUGGUCUACAUGAGGGAACAGAAUACAUAUUUAGAGUUAGUGCAGAAAACAAAUAUGGAAUUGGUGAAGGCCUCAAAUCAGAACCUAUGGUUGCCAAGCAUCCUUUCAAUGUACCAGAUUCACCUCCUCCCCCACAAGUCAUGAGUAUGCGCCAUGAUUCAGCAACUCUUACAUGGUUUGAUCCAAGAAAAACUGGAGGCUCACCAAUCACAGGCUACCAUGUUGAAUUCAAGGAAAGAAACAGCAUGUUAUGGAAAAGAGCGAACUCAGCGCCUUUGAAGAUGAGAGAUUUCAAAGUAACAGGCUUAACAGAGGGUCUAGAAUAUGAAUUCAGGGUUAUGGCUAUUAAUCUGGCUGGUGUUGGUAGACCUAGCCUUCCCACUGAGCCAAUGGUUGCUUUGGAUGCUAUUGAUGCACCUGGCAAACCCGAUGUGAUUUGCAUCACUAGAAGUACUGUAACACUUCAAUGGACUGAACCUCAAUAUGAUGGUGGACACAGGCUUACAGGCUAUAUUGUUGAAAGACGUGAUCUUCCAGCCAAGGUCUGGGUGAAGGCUAACACAGUAAAUGUUAUAGACUGUGCAUAUACUGUAGCAGACUUGCAAGAAGGAUGCAAGUAUGAAUUUAGAAUCAGAGCAAAGAAUGCAGCUGGAGCCAUAAGUCAACCCUCUGAACAAACUGAUACUCUUUUGUGCACAGAUGAAUAUGCGGCGCCAACCAUUAUAAUUGAUCCAACAGUCAAGGAAGGGCUUACUGUUAAAUCUGGAGAUACAAUUGUGAUUACUGCAACAAGCAUUCUGGGCAAACCACAACCAACCUCAGUGUGGUCAAAGGGUGGAAAGUAUUUCAAGCCAUCGGAUGUGUGUCAGAUAGAAACUACACCUUCUUCUUCUACACUUUUUAUCAAGUAUGCUAGUAGGAAGGACUCAGGAGAGUACACAAUCACAGCAAGCAACCCAUUUGGUGUGAAAGAGGAAAAUGUGAAAGUUACAAUUUUAGAUGUUCCUGGUCCGCCAGGGCCAGUUGAAGCAAGUGGAAUUUCAUCUGAAAAGGUCACAUUGACAUGGACAGCUCCUCAUGAAGAUGGAGGAUCUCCAAUUAAAUACUACACACUGGAGAAGAGAGAAACAAGCCGCCUGCUUUGGACCAUUCUUGCAGAAAAUGUUAUUGACUGCCACUUUGUUGCCAAUAAGCUAAUCCAAGGAAAUGAGUACAUCUUCCGGGUUUCUGCUGUCAACAAUUCUGGAGCUGGUGAUGCCUCUCACUCUGGGCCAGUGAAAAUGGUGGAUGGCUUUGGUCCUCCAGGCCCACCAGCUAAACCAGAAGUUGAAAAUGUUGCAGGAAAUUCUGUUACAAUUGCUUGGAAAAGACCAGCUGAUGAUGGGGGAAGUGAUAUAACGGGCUAUAUGGUUGAAAAGAAAGAAAAGAAGGGAAUGAGAUGGACACGAGCAUCAAAGAAAACAAUUGCUGACCUUCACUUUGAAGUGAAAGGGCUCAAAGAGGGAGUUGAAUAUGAAUUUAAAGUAGCUGCUGAGAAUAAGGCUGGAUUUGGUGAGCCAAGUGAACCUUCAAUUCCUGUGAUGACAAAGCUUGUUGCAGAUGUACCUGCUCCUCCAGUCAACCCAAGAGUCACAGACACAACAAAGACAACAGCUGAACUGCAUUGGGGCAAACCACUUAGUGAUGGUGGCAUGGAAGUCACCGGAUACUUUGUUGAGCACAAAAAGGAGGGAGAAGAAGAAUGGAUAAAAGACACAUCUGUACCUUUAAGAAUCACUGAGUUUGUUGUUCCAAGUUUGGAAGCUGGAAUGAAGUAUCAUUUUAGAAUUAGUGCAAUGAAUGCAAUGGGUGUAAGUGAACCAGCACAAACAGUGGAUGUUGUCCAAAUAGUAGAACGUGAAGAAAUCCCUGAUUUAGAACUUGAUGUAGAACUUAGAAGAACUUUAGUUGUUCGGGCAGGCGCCUCAAUUCGUAUAUUUAUUCCUAUUAAAGGACGUCCAACUCCUACAGUGACAUGGACAAAAGAGGAUUCACCAUUGAAAACCCGUGCAAUUAUUGACAAUACUGAAUCAUACACCCUGUUGGUUAUUCCUGACUGCAAUAGACGUGAUGCAGGAAAAUAUGAUUUAACAUUAGAGAAUGCAGCUGGAAAGAAGACCGCUUCUGUGGUUGUUAGGGUUUUGGACUCCCCUGGGCCUCCGCUCAAUCUGAAAACUACAGCUAUUGACAAAGAAAGCAUCACAUUGGCAUGGGAAAUGCCUCUUAUUGAUGGCGGUGCCAAGAUCACAAAUUACAUCAUUGAAAAGAGAGAGUCUACUCGCAAGGCGUAUGCUGCUGUAAUCACAAAAUGUGAGAAAUGCUCUGUCAAAGUUUCAGAUCUAGGAGAGGGUUUGGAGUAUUAUUUUAGAGUUUCUGCUGAAAAUGAAUAUGGCAUUGGCGAAGCAGUUGAAACCCCAGACCCGAUCAGAGUAUCUCAAGCACCAACUCCUCCAGAAAAUGUCACAUUUACUGAUGUCACAAAGCACACAGUUGGACUUGCAUGGACUAAACCAAAGCAUGAUGGUGGAAGUAGAGUUACUGGGUAUGUAAUUGAAGCACAAAAGAAGGGAACAGAUCAGUGGGCCCAUGUGACAACCAUUAAGACUUUGGACUUAACUGUGAAAAAUCUUAAUGAAAAUGAAGAAUAUGUAUUCCGUGUGAUGGCUGUGAAUAGUUCUGGGCGAAGUCAUCCUCGUGUAAGCAAGUCUGUUGUUAUCAGAGAACAAAGUUCAGAACCAGAAUUUGACCUCCGAGGUGUGUGUCAGAAGACAGUUAUUGCCAGGGCCGGUGAAAAUAUAAAGGUUGAGGUGCCUGUUUCUGGUCGUCCUAAACCAACAGUUUCCUGGCAGAAAGAUCAUCAAGCCCUCAAAUUAACACAACGGACAAUGAUUGAAAAUACUGCCACCUCAAAUAUAUUGAUCAUAAAUGAAUGUUUAAGGAGUGACAGUGGAAUAUACUCAAUGACAGGAAAGAACAUUGUUGGCUCAGUCACAGAUAGCAUAACAGUAAAGGUGCAUGAUGUGCCUGGACCACCAAAGGGACCAAUUAAACUGGACAAAAUAACUCGUACAUUUAUUGAAUUCUCAUGGGAAACUCCUGAAAAUGAUGGAGGUGUACCAAUCAAUAACUAUGUAGUAGAAAUUAGGGAAACUACUAGCCAGUCAUGGGUAGAGUUGUCCUCAUUGAUUAUUCGUACAACAUUCAAAGCAAUACGUUUAACUACAGGAGUUGAAUAUCAAUUCCGGGUAAGGGCCAAAAACAGAUAUGGUACAGGGCCUCCAAUAACCUCAGAGGCAGUGGUUGCUGCAUAUCCAUUUAAGGCACCUGGACCACCUGGAACACCUAAAGUUGUCGCAUUUACUAAGGAUACAAUGACAAUUGGCUGGAAUGAGCCUGUUUCUGAUGGUGGAAGUGAGGUUAUUGGUUACUAUGUUGAAAGAAAGGAGAGGAACAGCAUUGUUUGGCAUAGAAUUAGCAAGACAAUGGUGGUUGGAAAUCUGUUUAAAUCCACAGGGCUAGAAGAUGGUGUAGCAUAUGAAUUCCGUGUGUUUGCUGAAAACAUAGCUGGGAUUGGAAAACCAAGCAAAGCAUCUGAACCUUUGCUUGCUCUUGACCCAGUGGAUCCACCUGGUCAACCUGUCCCAGUCCUUGUGUCCAAAAAUGCGAUCACUAUUCAGUGGACAAAGCCAGAGUAUGAUGGUGGAUUCAAAAUUACUGGCUAUACUGUUGAAAAGAGAGAUCUUCCAGCUGGUCGCUGGAUGAGAGCUAACUUUACAAAUAUCAUUGAAACCACAUUCACAAUAAGUGGUCUUACACAAGAGGCAUCUUAUGAAUUCCGUGUACUUGCAAGAAAUUCAGCAGGUGCUGUUAGUAAUCCAUCAGAACCAUCAGAUCCAAUUAUUUGCAAAGAUGACAUUGAAGAACCAAGAAUAAUGGUUGAUGCUAAAUUUAAAGACGUUGUCCUUGUCAAAUCUGGAGAGGUGUUCAAACUUGAAGCUGAUGUUGCAGGUCAGCCAUUACCAUCCAUGGUUUGGACAAAAGAUGGAAAAGAUGUUGAAAACACAUCCAAACUACAGAUCAAAAUGACAGAACUUACAGCAGUCUUGAUCAACAAAGAUUCUAUCAGAAAGGAUGGUGGGGAAUUUAUUCUUACUGCAACAAAUGUUGGUGGCUUUGCUAAGCAUGUUUUCAACGUAAAGGUUCUUGAUAGACCAGGGCCCCCACAAGGACCACUGGCUGUUUCGGACAUUACAGCAGAGAAAUGUGUGCUCACAUGGAAUCCACCUACAGAUGAUGGUGGUGCAAAUAUCGAACAAUAUGUUAUUGAAAAACGUGAGUCAAGCAGACUUGCUUGGACAAAUGUGGCAUCAGAAUUGCUGGUUAAUCAGUACCAAGUGACAAAGUUGCUCAAAGGAAAUGAAUACAUAUUCCGAGUUAUGGCUGUUAACAAGUAUGGUGUUGGAGAGCCUAUUGAAUCUGAAGCAAUAAUUGCAGAAAAUCCAUAUGUACCACCAGGUCCUCCACAAACACCAGAGAUAACAGCGGUCACCAAAGAUUCUGUAGUCAUCUGUUGGGGUGCACCAGCUAGCAAUGGUGGAAGUGAAAUCACCAACUAUCGUAUUGAGAAAAGAGACAGGAUAAGUUUGCGCUGGGUAAAAUGCAACAAGAAGAAAGUUACUGACUUGCAUUUUAAGAUUACAGCUCUUGUUCCAGGCCAUGAAUAUGAAUUCAGAGUUUUUGCUGAAAAUGCUGCUGGAAUAAGUGAACCAAGUCCUUCAUCACCAUUUGUUAAGGCCACAGAUGCACUUUUUAAACCAGGUCCACCUGGUAAUCCAAGAAUCCUGGACACAACAAGUUCUUCCAUCACACUUGCAUGGAACAAACCAAUUUAUGAUGGUGGCUCUGAAAUUACUGGCUAUAUGGUCGAAACCUGUAUUCCUGGAACUGAAGAGGAGGAAUGGACAAUGGUCUCCCCUAAGGAUGGUGUAAAAGGGACAUCAUUUACAAUCACAAAUCUUAAAGAAAACCAAGAAUACAAAAUCAAUGUGUCAGCACUGAAUAGCGAGGGUGUUGGAGAAGCAGCACCUGUACCAGGAUCACCCAAAGCAGAAGAACGACUCAUCGCACCAGAAGCUGACCUUGAUGCUGAACUUCGUAAGAUUGUGAAUAUUAGAGCUUGUAAUACACUAAGACUUUUUGUGCCAAUUAAAGGUAGACCAACACCAGAGGCAAAAUGGUCAAGAGAGAAUGAUGAACCAUUAGACAGGGCUACCAUUGAAACUACAUCAUCUUUUACAUCACUGGUUAUUGGCAAUGUUAACAGAUUUGACAGUGGUAAAUACAAUUUAACUGUAGAAAACAGUUCUGGAUCAAAGACCGUCUCAGUAAUAGUUAGGGUUUUAGACACACCUGGAGCACCACAGAACCUAAAAAUAAGCCAGGUUACUAAAGAGUCUGUUUCACUUAUUUGGGAUCCUCCAAUUAAUGAUGGUGGCACAAAAAUUAAGAAUUAUAUUGUUGAGAAGCGGGAGGCUACAAGGAAGGCGUAUGCUACAGUAAAUUCCAAUUGUCACAAAACUAAUUGGACAAUUGACCAGCUCCAAGAAGGAUGCAACUACUACUUCAGAGUUUUAGCAGAAAAUGAAUAUGGCAUUGGACUUCCUAUUGAGACUGGUGAAUCUGUUAAAGUGUCUGAGAAGCCACUUCCACCUGGCAAGAUAACACUUCAGGAUGUUACAAAGACAACUGUGACAUUGUCAUGGGAAAAACCAGAACAUGAUGGAGGAAGUCGAGUGGUUGCAUAUGUUGUAGAGAUGCAGAGCAAAGGAAGUGAAAAAUGGUCACAAGCUGUGAUUGUCAAAGUACCUGAAGCAGUCAUUAGUGGUCUUUCACCUGGUGAAGAGUAUAUGUUCCGUGUUUCUGCAAGAAAUGAAAAGGGAACCAGUGAUCCUCGUCAAAUUGGUGUACCUGUGAUUGCCAAAGACCUUGUAAUUGCUCCCUCUGUUAAGAUGCUGUUUUCCACCUUCACUGUCCUUGCAGGAGAGGAUUUGACCAUAGGUAUUCCAUAUAAUGCCCGUCCCAAAGCUACCAUUUCAUGGAUUAAGGAUGCAGUUCCACUUAAACGAACAACCAGAGUCAAUUUUUCCUCAACUGAUACAGAGCUAAAUUUAGUUAUUAAAGAGGCAUGUAGAGAUGAUGUUGGGCAGUAUAGCAUCAAACUAUCAAAUACAGCUGGGGAAACAACAGUGGAUAUUGGAAUUGUUGUUCUUGACAAACCUGGUCCUCCAACAGGACCUGUUAAUGUUGAUGAAGUAACAUCUGAUAGUGUUACAGUCUCUUGGAAACCACCAGAGUAUGAUGGUGGCUGCACCAUUAAUAAUUACAUAGUAGAAAAGAGGGACACAUCUACAACAAAUUGGCAGAUUGUAGCAGGCAAUCUAGCAAGAACUCAAAUUAAGGCAGGAAGACUGAAGACAGGCUCUGAAUAUCAAUUCAGAAUAUCAGCACAGAACAGAUAUGGCAAAAGCCCUAUUCUUGUGUCUGAAUGUAUUGUUGCACAGUACCCCUACAAACUACCGGGACCUCCUGGAACCCCUUUCUUGCAGUCUUCCACAAAAGAUAGUAUGGUUAUAGUAUGGAAUGAACCUGUCAUUGAUGGUGGAUGUACAAUCUUGGGAUAUCACCUUGAGAGAAAAGAGAGAAAUAGCAUUCUUUGGAUGAAAUUAAACAAAAGCCUAAUUCAAGAUACAACAUACAAGACCACAGGCCUUGAAGAAGGCAUGGAGUAUGAGUACAGAGUUUAUGCUGAAAAUAUUGUUGGCAUUGGGAAGGCUAGUAAGAUCUCUGAGGGCUUUGUUGCCAGAGAUCCUUGUGAUCCUCCUGGAACACCAGAAGCACUUACAAUCACUAAGAAUUCUAUUACAAUUGUAUGGACCAAGCCUGAGUAUGAUGGUGGAAGCAAAGUCACUGGGUACAUUGUAGAAAAGAAGGAAUUACCUGCAGGACGUUGGAUGAAAGCAAAUUUCACCAAUGUCAUAGAGACUGAGUAUACAGCAACAGGUCUGACAGAGAAUGAGAAAUAUGAGUUCCGUGUCAUUGCGAGAAAUGCUGCUGGAGUUUUUAGUGAUCCUUCAUAUAGUACUGGACCUAUCAUCGCAAAGGAUGAGAUUGAACCACCACGCAUCAGCAUAAAUCCAGAAUACACUCAAACAAUUGUUGUAAAUGCAGGAGACAACUUCAAGAUAGAUGCAGACGUACAUGGAAAACCAAUACCAACAAUUUCUUGGCAGAAGGGUGAGCAGGAACUUGGAAACACCAUAUAUCGUGAAAUUAAAAGCACAGAUAGCUAUACCUGUUUGACUGUAAAGGAGGCCAAACUUGCUGAUGGAGGUCAAUAUACUUUACUGCUGCAAAACCCUGGAGGAGAGAAAGCUGUACAAAUCAACAUUUGUGUCCUAGAUAAACCUGGAGCACCAGAGGGACCCAUCUCUAUCACAGGUGUAACCAGUGAGCAGUGCUGCCUUACCUGGAAACCCCCUAAACAAGAUGGUGGAAGCAAGAUCACUCAUUAUAUUGUAGAAAGAAGAGAAACUAGCAGACUUCUUUGGACAGUUGUUGAACCAAAAGUCCAAGCUGUAAAUCUUAAAAUAACAAAACUCCUUGAAGGAAAUGAAUAUAUUUUCAGAGUUUUAGCAGUCAACAAAUUUGGUGUUGGAGAGCCCCUCCAAUCAGGUGCAGUUGUUAUCAAGAAUCCAUUCACUCCCCCAGAUGCACCAAAAGGACUGGAAGUGUCUAAUGUGAAGAAAGAUUCAAUGGUAUUAACCUGGGAGGCCCCAACAAAUGAUGGCGGUACAACCAUCACUGGCUAUAUUAUUGAGAAACAUGACAAGGAAGGUGUUAGAUGGACCAGAUGCAACAUGAAAUCAGUCACUAACCUCACAUUUAAAGUUACCAGUCUCCUGGAGAACCACCGAUAUGAAUUCAGAGUUUCUGCUGAGAAUGCUGCUGGGGUUAGUGAGGCAAGUUCUGCAACUGUGUUCUAUAAAGCCCUGGAUCCUGUUUUCAAACCAGGUCCACCACAUAAUCCAAAAGUGUUAGACAUGACCAAAUCAUCUGUUGUACUAGCAUGGGGAAAACCAAUUUAUGAUGGAGGCUGUGAAAUCCAGGGAUAUGUUGUUGAAGCAUGUGAAGUAAAAGCAGCCGCAGAAGAGACAAAAGCUUCAGGAGAAGAAGGAAAGGCAGCAGAUGAAUUAGAACAACAAUGGACAAUGUGCACUCCGCCAACAGGUGUUAAACUGACACGCUUUACAGCGGAAAAUCUGAAAGAAAAGCAGGAAUACAAAUUCAGAGUUUGUGCAGUUAACAAGCUUGGUGUUGGAGAACAUGCUGAUGUUGCAGGGCCCAUUUUUCCAGAGGACAAAACAGAGGAGCCGGAUCUUGAUAUUGAUGCUGAGUUUAGAAAGCUUGUACGUAUUAAAGCUGGAGGUUCUCUUAGGAUGUUCAUCCCUUUCAAAGGAAGACCAACCCCACAAAUUAAAUGGGAAAAGGAUGGUGAGCAUAUUAAGGAAUCAGCACAGAUGGAGACCAGCAGCAGUUACACUUCUCUUGUGAUUGACAAAGUCAGUAGGGUCAACAGUGGUAAAUAUACUGUCAUUGCAGAAAACUCUACUGGUGCUAAAUCUGAAACAAUUAUGGUUAAAGUCCUUGAUACACCAAGUGCUCCACUUAACUUCAAAGUUAAAGAAAUCACAAAGGAAUCUGUUACUCUUACAUGGGAGCCUCCAUCUUUGGACGGUGGAGCAAAGAUAAAAAAUUACAUUAUUGAGAAACGUGAGAGCACAAGAAAAACAUUCGCUGCUGUUGUUACAAAUUGCCAUAAACUCUCAUGGAAAGUUGAACCACUUCAAGAGGGCUGCAGUUACUAUUUUAGAGUGCUUGCAGAAAAUGAACAUGGUGUAGGUCUACCUGCAGAUAUCGCAGAUCCUUUGAAGGUUUCAGAGGUGCCACAGUGUCCUGGAAAAUUAAGUGUUGUAGAUGUAACCAAAACAAGUGUAUCUCUUUCUUGGGAAAAGCCCAUUCAUGAUGGUGGCAGUAGAAUACUACAAUACCUUGUUGAAAUGCAGGUCAAGGGUAAUGAAAAAUGGUCUGGCUGUGCUAAUGUAAAAACAUUAGAAGCUGUAAUCAGUAAUUUGAAUCCUGGAGAAGAAUACACUUUCAGAGUAAUUGCUGUCAAUGAAAAAGGAAAGAGUGAUCCAAGAACACUUGCUGUCCCAGUGCAAGCAAAGGAUCUUGUCUUCGGGCCUGAUGUAAGACCUACAUUUAGCAGCUACAGUGUUCUUGUUGGAAAAGACCUUCAAGUUGAAAUCCCAGUUUCUGGUCGUCCAAAGCCAAAGGUCACGUGGACAAAGGAUGGUGCGGCCCUAAAAUUCACAACAAGGGUUAACAUUUCUAAUACAGCACGCAGCACUGUUCUUAGCAUCAAAGAAGCAGCUAGAGAAGAUGGAGGGAUGUAUGGAAUUAAUGUUUCUAAUGCUGUUGGACAAAAGGAUGCAACUAUUGAAAUUAUCACUCUUGAUAAACCUGGUCCGCCAACUGGCCCUGUACGAUUCGAUGAGAUAACUGUGACAAGUGUUACAUUGUCAUGGGAUCCUCCAAAGUUUACUGGUGGUUGUCCAAUUUCAAAUUACAUUGUGCAAAAGAGAGAUACAACUACUACAACAUGGGAGAAUGUUGCAAUUUCAUUGGCAAGAACAACACUUAAAGUACUACGACUGAAGACUGGUGCUGAAUAUCAAUUCAGAAUUAUUGCUCAAAACAGAUAUGGCAAGAGCUAUGCUUUGGACUCUUCAGCCGUUGUUAUUCAGUAUCCAUAUAGAGAACCAGGACCACCAGGAACUCCAUUUGUGUCAUGCCUAUCAAAGGACCAUAUGAUUGUUGAUUGGCAUGAGCCAGUGUCAGAUGGAGGCAGUAGCAUUAUUGGAUAUCAUCUUGAACGUAAGGAGAGAAACAGUAUUCUCUGGACAAAGAUAAACAAGACACUGAUUCAAGAAACACAAUUCAAAACUGGUCCUUUAGAGGAAGGUAUCGAAUAUGAGUUCAGAGUUUAUGCUGAAAAUAUUGUUGGCAUUGGAAGGUGCAGUAAAAUCUCUGAAGGCUUUGUUGCUCGUGAUCCAUGUGACCCUCCUGGAACCCCAGAAGCUGUCCACGUGAGCAAAAAUUCCAUUACUAUCCAAUGGACAAAGCCAGAAUAUGAUGGUGGAAGUGUUAUUACUGGUUAUACUGUUGAGAAACGUGAUCUCCCAGAGGGACGCUGGAUGAAAGCAAGCUUUACAAAUGUUAUUGAAACUGAUUUUACCGUCACUGGGUUAACAGAAGGUGCCAAGUAUGAUUUCAGGGUUAUUGCAAAGAAUGCAGUUGGUACAAUCAGCAAACCAUCAUACAACAGCGGACCUAUUGCUGCAUUGGAUGAGGUAGAGCCACCAAAGUUCUCAAUUGACCCACAAUAUACUCAGGCUCUUGUUGUGAAUGCUGGUGAUACCUUCAAACUUGAUGCUGAUGUACAUGGUAAGCCAGUACCAGCAAUCCAGUGGUUUAAAAAUGACAAGGAGGUUGAAAACACAAUUAGAUGUGACAUCAAGAAUACAGACAACAGAGCACUGAUUAUAGUAAAAGAUGCAGUUAGGCAAGAUGGCGGAAAUUACAUUCUCCAGCUCACUAAUAUUGCUGGCUCUCAGACUGUUCAAUUCAGUGUGAAAGUGCUUGAUAAACCAGGUCCACCAGAAGAGCCUCUCCAUGUCACAGGUGUGUCGAGUGAUAAAUGCACACUGGUAUGGCGUCCACCACUUGAUGAUGGAGGAAACACUAUCACUCAUUACAUAAUUGAGAGACGUGAGACAAGUAGACUUGCUUGGGCUGUAGUCUGUAAUGAUUGCAAAACAACAACAUACAAAGUGACAAAGCUCUUGGAAGGUAAUGAAUAUAUAUUCCGUGUCAUGGCUGCCAACAGUUAUGGGAUUGGUGAGCCAAUUGAUUCAUCAUCUAUAAUAAUGAAAGAUCCAUUUGUUCAUCCAGGAUCCCCCCAAAUUAUUGAGGUAACAAAUAUUGCAAAAGACUCCAUGACUGUUUGCUGGAGUGCACCGGAGAGUGAUGGUGGCAGUGAAAUUAUUGGCUACAUCAUUGAGAAGAGAGACCGAUCUGGAAUUAGAUGGACAAGAUGCAACAGGCAAAAAGUUACUGAUGUGUGCUUCAGAGUGCAUGGCCUAAUUGAGGAUCAUGAGUAUGAAUUUAGAGUGUCAGCUGAAAAUGCAUCUGGAAUUGGAGAACCAAGCUUGGCAACUUCAUACUACAAGGCUUGUGAUCCCAAAUAUAAACCUGGAUCCCCCAUGCAUGCCAAUGUUGUUGAUACCACCAAGAAUUCAAUCACAGUGGCUUGGGGUAAACCUCUUAAUGAUGGAGGAUGUGCAAUUCAAGGAUAUAUUGUUGAGAUUUGCAAGGCUGAAGAAGAAGAAUGGACUAUGUGCACUCCCCCUACUGGCUUGCGUGUUAAUAAAUUUGAAAUCACUAAGCUAGUAGAACAACAAGAAUAUAAGAUUCAAGUAUGUGCCAUUAAUAAACUAGGUGUCGGAGAACCUGUGGUUAUUCCAGGAACUGUGAAGCCUGAGGACAAACUUGAGACCCCUGAAAUACACCUUGAUUCAGAGUUAAGAAAAGGAAUUGUUGUUCGUGCUGGAGGGUCAGUAAGAAUAAAUGUACCAUUUAGAGGUAGACCAACACCAGAUAUCAAAUGGACUAAAGAUGAAGGGGAAUUGUCAGAAAAAACUGUGCUUGAAAAGGGCCUUAACUUCACCCAUCUUUCUAUUGACUCAUGUGAUAGGCGGGAUUCUGGAAAAUAUACUGUGACUCUGCAGAAUAGCAGUGGCUCUGUAUCUGAAUUUGUGACAGUUAAAGUGUUAGACACACCUGGAGCACCACUAAGCCUUGUAGUUAAGGAUAUCAAGAAAGACUCUAUCACACUUGUUUGGGAACCACCACUUAUUGAUGGAGGAGCAAAGAUCAAGAAUUAUGUUGUUGACAAGCGUGAAUCUACAAGAAAAGCCUAUGCAAAUGUAACAACCAAGUGUACUAAGACAACGUACAAGGUGGAAAACCUUGCAGAGGGGGCUAUGUAUUACUUUAGAGUUAUGGCUGAAAAUGAAUAUGGUGUUGGUUUGCCAGUUGAAACAAAAACUGCUUCAAAAGCAUCUGAAGUCCCUCAGCCAGUUCGAAAGGUGAUGUUGACUGAUGUGACAAAAAUAAGUGCAUCUCUUGCCUGGGAAAAACCAGAGGAUGAUGGAGGUAGUAGGAUUGCAGGAUACUUGAUUGAAAUGCAGCCCAAAGGAACUGACAAAUGGGGCGUAGCAACAAAUGUAAAAACAUGUGAAGGAACAGUCACUGGACUGACUAGUGGUCACGAAUAUUUGUUCCGUGUUCUGGCAUACAAUGAGAAAGGAAAAAGUGAGCCAAAGCCUCUUGCUGCUCCUGUUAUUGCCAAUGACCUCACAAUUGAACCAAGUCUAAAGUUGCAGUUCAACACAUACAGUGUCAAGUCUGGAAAAGAUUUCAAACUUGAAAUACCCAUUUUUGGACGCCCAAAACCAAAGAUCACUUGGUCAAAGGAUGGACAACAACUUAAAGUAACAUCCAGAGUUACUACAUCCAACACACCAACAUCAACAAUCCUGCAAUUAACAGAGGCCUGUAAAGAUGACCUUGGAAGGUAUGCAGUUACUGCAACAAACAGCGUUUGUGCCAUUACAGAAGAUAUCAAUAUCGUUAUCCUGGAUAAACCUGGUGCACCCACAGGACCAAUAAAAGUAAAUGAAGUAAGCAACAACUCUGUUUCCAUCUCAUGGGAACCACCAGAGUAUACAGGAGGCUGCCAAGUUAAGCAUUACAUUGUUGAAAAGAGAGACACUACAGAAUCUACUUGGCAGAUUGUUGCUGGAUCAGUUGCCAGAACAUCCCUCAAAGUUACCAAGCUGAAAACUGGUGCUGAGUAUCAGUUUAGAGUUGUUGCUGAAAACAGAUAUGGUAAGGGUGCACCUUUGGAUUCAAAAUCCAUUGUUGUGCAAUAUCCUUAUAAACCACCUGGGCCACCUGGUACUCCAUACGUUAAAUCUGCCACUAAGGAUCAAAUGACAAUUGAGUGGAAUGAACCUGUGAUUGAUGGUGGGAGUUCAGUGAUUGGAUACCACCUAGAGAGUAAAGAAAGAACAAGCAUUCUAUGGACAAAAUUAAACAAAACUCUUAUUACUGAUACAGUUUUCAAAAUAUGCAAUCUUGAAGAAGGCAUUGGAUAUGAAUUUAGGGUAUAUGCUGAAAACAUUGUUGGUAUCGGUAGAGCAAGCAAAGUUUCAGAGAGCUUUGUGGCCCGUGACCCAUGUGAUCCACCUGGAACGCCUGAGGCUGUUGCAAUAUCAAAGGACCACAUUAAAAUUCAGUGGACAAAGCCACAAUAUGAUGGUGGCAGCAAAGUGACUGGAUAUAUUGUUGAAAGAAGAGAUUUGCCUGAGGGUCGAUGGAUGAGGGCUAACUUCACCAAUGUAAUUGAGACAGAAUUUACAGUAACAGGCAUAACGGUAAACAAUCAGUAUGAAUUUAGAGUAAUUGCAAGAAAUGCAGUGGGUGUUUUUAGCGAGCCCUCAGAUAGCACUGGACCAAUUACUGCUACAGAUGAAAUUGAACCUCCUAGUGUUUCGAUGGAUCCCAAGUACAAAGAUGUCAUUGUUGUCAAUGCUGGAGACAACUUGAUUUUAGAUGCAGAUAUACAUGGAAAACCCACACCUGAUAUUCAAUGGCUAAAGGAGGGAAAGGAAAUGGAUAAAACAUUGCGCAUUGAAGCACGAAGCACACAAAAAUUUGCUUCUAUUACAAUAAAAGACUGUACAAGAUUGGAUGGUGGACACUAUGACCUCAUAUUAAGCAACAGUGGAGGAACAAAAACAGUUCCAAUAGCAGUAAAAGUUCUUGACAGACCAGGUCCACCAACAGGACCACUACGAGUUGCUGGCAUCAUGUCUGAUAAAUGCCAUCUGUCUUGGUCUGAGCCUUCUCAGAAUGGUGGCGCUAAUAUUUCUCAUUACAUUCUUGAGAAAAAGGAAACUAGCAGGCUCUCAUGGACUGUUGUUGAUUCCAACAUUCAUACUGUGAGUUAUAAAGUGACCAAACUUCUGUCAGGUGAUGAGUACAUCUUUAGAGUUAUGGCUGUCAACAAAUACGGUAUUGGUGAACCUUUGUAUUCAGAGGCAAUUACAGCACGCAAUCCAUACAAACCACCAAGUGCACCAUCUGCACCAGAAGCAAGUGAAAUAACAAAGGAUUCAAUAACUCUAUCAUGGAAUGCCCCAGAGAGUGAUGGAGGAGCAGAAAUUACAUGUUACCACUUGGAGAAGCGUGACAAAGAUGGAGUAAGGUGGACUAAAUGUAACCGUCAGAAGCUGACUGAUCUGCACUUCAAAGUAACUGGUCUGUCAGAGGGACAUUUCUAUGAGUUCCGUGUGUCUGCUGAGAAUGAAACUGGUGUGGGAGAAUGUAGUGAUUUAUCUCUGUUUUAUAGGGCAAUAAAUGCUACAACCCCCCCAGGCCCACCUCAUCAUCCUAAAGUGACAGAUCACACAAACUCUUCUGUCUCCCUGUCUUGGGGAAAACCUGCUUUUGAUGGUGGUGCAUAUAUUAAAGGUUAUAUUGUAGAGAUGAAAGAGGUUUCUUCAGAGGAAUGGAUUAUAUGCACACCUCCAUCUGGUAUUCAAGCAUCACGCCUCACAGUUGAAAACCUUAAGGAAAACGCUGAAUAUAACUUCCGUGUUUGCGCAAUUAAUUCUGAAGGAGUCGGCGAACCUUCGGAUGUUCAUGGAUCGGUAACUGCAUCUGAAAAGAUUGAAGCCCCUGAGAUUGAACUUGAUGCUGACCUCAGGAAGGUUGUCUCUGUACGUGCAGGAGGAUCACUUCGUCUUUUCAUCACAAUUAGAGGUCGACCUGAGCCAUCUGUCAAAUGGGAAAAAGAGGAUGGCACUCUGACUGAGCGUGCUCAGAUUGAGUCCACUAGUUCCUACACCAUGCUUGUAAUUGACAGUGUCAAUAGAUUUGACAGUGGAAAGUAUGUGUUAACUCUUGAGAAUAAGAGUGGCACAAAAUCUGCAUUUGUGAAUGUGAGGGUGCUUGAUACACCAAGUUCUCCACAGAAGUUUGAAGUGAAAGAUGUGAAAAAAGAUUCAGUGUCUCUCUACUGGGACCCACCACUUACAGAUGGUGGGGCUAAAAUAACCAAUUAUGUGGUUGAAAAACGAGAAUCAACCAGAAAAGCUUAUACAACUGUUACCAGCAACUGCACACAGACAUCCUUUAAAGUUGAUGAACUGCAGGAAGGAGGCAUUUUCUACUUCCGCGUAUGUGCUGUAAAUGAGUAUGGCUUUGGUGUAAUGGCAGAAACAAAGAAUCCUAUAAAGGUUGCACAGGCGCCUAUGCCUCCAGGAAAAAUAACUCUUGUGGAUGUCACUAAGAGUAGUGUGACACUUACUUGGGUGAAGCCAGCCCAUGAUGGUGGCAGUAAAAUCAUCUGCUACAAUGUAGAGAUGCAACCCAAGAGUAGUGAUAAAUGGGGUGUAAGUUGUACAGUUAAAGUCCCAGAGGCUACUGUAAGCAACCUCACACCUAAUGAAACAUACUCAUUCAGGGUUAUUGCAAUGAAUGAGAAAGGCAAGAGUGAUCCUCAAGAACUUGGUGUACCUGUUGUAGCUAAAGAUAUUGAGAUUGAACCUUCUGUUCAUUUGCUGUUCAACACAUACAGUGUUAAGGCUGGAGAUGAUCUUACUGUGGAGGUUCCUUUGAGAGGCAGACCAAAGCCAGUUGUGUCUUGGAAGAAGGAUGGCCUUCCUUUGAGGCAAACAACCUCUUUUUCGAUUGUCAAUACUAUGGUAUCCAGCAAAAUCGUCAUCAAAGAAGCCGCUUUUGAACAUGUUGGGAAAUAUGAAAUCACCCUAGCUAAUACAGCAGGCACCAAGUCCACAGAUAUUGCCAUAGUUGUUCUUGAUAAACCUGGGCCACCAGCUUCAGUGAAGGUUGAUGCUGUGACUUCUGACAGUAUUACAUUGUCAUGGGCCCCCCCAGAAUAUGAUGGUGGAUGCUCUAUCAGCAAUUACAUUGUAGAGAAGAGAGAUACCAACACAACAGAGUGGCAGAUUGUUUCAACAAAUGUUGCCAGAACCUCAGUCAAGGUACCUCGAUUGACACAGGGCUCUGAGUACCAGUUCCGCAUUUAUGCAGUGAAUCGCUAUGGAAAGGGUAAGCAAAUUGACUCUCCAGGCAUUACUGCAGAGUACACAUUCAAACAGCCUGGUCCACCUUCUACACCUCGUGUAGCUCAUGCCACCAAGGCCUUUAUGCUUGUCACAUGGAAUGAGCCAGUUAAUGAUGGUGGUAGCACAGUCAUUGGAUAUCAUUUAGAACGCAAAGAGAGAACCAGUAUUCUUUGGACAAAGGUAAAUAGGACACUCAUCAAGGAUACUGAAUUUAAAGUCACUGGCAUUGAGGAAGGCAUGAUGUAUGAAUUCCGUAUCUAUGCAGAAAAUAUUGCUGGAAUUGGCAAAGCAAGCAAAGCAAGUGAGCCCAUAGCAGCACGAGAUCCUUGUGAUCCUCCUGGUCAACCUGUGAUAACAAGCAUUACCAAAUCAUCUGUCUCUCUUUCUUGGACAAAGCCUGAGUAUGAUGGUGGGGCCAAAGUCACUGGUUACAUAAUUGAACGUAGAGAUCUCCCAGAGGGCCGCUGGAUAAGAUGCAAUUUUACCAAUGUUGUAGAGACUUACUUUGAUGUAACUGGCCUUACAAUAGAUGAAAAAUAUGAUUUCCGUGUCAUCGCAAAGAAUGCUGCUGGACUGUUUAGUGAACCAUCCGAUAACACUGGUCCCAUUACUGUUAAAGAUAAUGUAGAUCCACCUCGUAUUAUGAUGGAUGUCAAGUUCAGAGAUGCUGUUUUAAUAAAAUCUGGGGAAACCCUGAAGAUUAAUGCUGACAUUGCAGGACGCCCUCUUCCUGUUGCAUCUUGGACAAAGGAUGGACAUGAAAUUGAGCGCAAAGCUAGAAUUCAGAUAACUGGAACAGAUACUAGUACUAUAAUUGUAAUUAAAGACUGCAAAAGGAGCGACUCUGGACUGUAUGCUUUGACUUUACAGAAUGUUGUUGGAAGUGUCACCACACCAGUAAACUGUGUUAUUCUUGAUAAACCUGGGCCUUCAGCAGGACCACUGUCAGUUACAGGACUUACAGCAGAGGAGUGCACAUUAUCAUGGGGACCACCUCAAGAAAUUGGGGGUUCUGAAAUAACACACUAUGUUGUUGAGAAACGAGAAACCAGCCGAUUGGCAUGGACUCUUGUACACGGAGAGGUUAAAACCAAAACAUUCAAGGUUACUAAGCUCCUGAAAGGAAAUGAGUACAUAUUCAGAGUAUUAGCAGUCAAUAAGUUUGGACUAGGUGAAGCCCUAGAAAGUGAAAAUAUCAGGGUAACUGAUCCAUAUACCAUCCCGACAGCUCCAACAAAUGUUGAAAUUACAAGUGUAACAAGCGAGGAAAUGACUUUAUCUUGGGCAAAGCCUACAUCUGAUGGAGGCAGUGAAAUCCUUGGGUAUAUAAUUGAAAGACGAGAAAAAUCUGGUCUUCACUGGGUUCGUGUGAACAGAGAGCUUGUGAAAGACACUACAGCUGAGAUAUCAAAAGUAAGACGAGGAUGUGAGUAUGAGUUUAGAGUUUAUGCUGAAAAUGCGGCAGGUUUAAGUCUAGCCAGUGACCCAUCACCUUCAGCAAGGGCGGAGGAUGCCCUUUUGGUGCCAUCCCCACCAACUAAACCGAAGAUUCUGGAUUAUAACAAAAAUUCUAUUAUUAUUGCCUGGAAAAAACCAUUAUCAGAUGGUGGUGCCCAGAUCCUUGGAUACAGUGUUGAAUACAAGAAAUCUGAGGAUGAGGAAUGGAUUGUGGCAAUUCAAAUGACAAAAAGCAAUGAAUUCAUCGUUUCUGGUCUUACAACUGAUGUUGAGUAUGUAUUUGCUGUUAAAGCAAUUAACAAAGUUGGUGUCAGUGAACAGUCACCUGCCUCUGAGCCGCAGUCAGCAACAGAGAGAAAGGAGGAACCUGUGUUUGAUGUUGACAUUGAGAUGCGAAAGACUUUAAUUGUCAAGCAUGGAAGUUCAUUUACCUUGAUGGCACCAUUUAAGGGAAGGCCAGUACCUUCAGUUACAUGGAAUAAAGAGGAAGUUGAUCUUAAAGCAAGAGCAAGCAUAGAAUCAACAGAAACGUACACAUCCAUUACUAUUGAGAAUGCAACAAGAAAUGACUCUGGACAGUACAUUGUUACUUUGGACAAUGGUGUUGGAACUGCAUCUUUGCCAAUGGUGGUCAAAGUCCUUGAUACCCCUGGACCACCAACUAAUGUGAAAAUUACAGAAGUCACCAAAGAUUCUGCUACAGUUACUUGGUUACCUCCAGAAAACGAUGGAGGAGAUGCUGUUAAGGCAUAUCAUGUUGAGAAACGUGAAGCAAGCAAAAAGGCCUGGGUAUGUGUAACAAGCAACUGUCACAGUCUGACAUACAAGGUUGAAGACUUACAAGAAGGUGCAAUCUACUACUUUAGAGUUAGUGGCGAAAAUGAGUUUGGUACAGGUGUACCUGCUGACACUAAAGAUGGAACCAAGAUUGCAGAAAAACCAAGUCCACCUGCUAGACUGGGCGUUACUGCAGUAACAAAGAAUAGCGUCACCAUUGCAUGGUCAAAACCAGAGUUUGAUGGUGGAAGCCGAAUUACUAGUUACCUCAUUGAUGCCCUCGAAAAGGGUCAACAGAAGUGGGUUAAAUGUGCCACGGUAAAAACAAACAUGCACAUCAUUAAGAGCCUGAGAGAAAAUGGAGAGUACUUUUUCAGAGUUCGGGCUGAGAAUCAUGCUGGACUCAGUGAGCCAAAAGAAAUGAUAAUCCCUGUGGUUGUGAAAGAACAACUGGAUCCCCCUGAGUUUGAUAUGAAAAAUUUUCCACAUCACACGGUUUAUGUGAGAGCAGGAUCAAAUCUGGCGUUUGAGCUUCCUCUCUCUGGCAAACCAAUGCCAAAGGUCACAAUGACUAGAGGCAAUGCUCCAGUUAAGUGUGGCAAGCGAUUUAGUUUUGAAGUAACUCCUGAAAGUCUUAAUAUCAAUCUCAAGGAAAGUAUUGCAAGUGAUGCUGGAAGAUAUGACAUUGUUGCCUCAAACACAAGCGGAACCACCAAGAUGUUUGUAAUCAUACUGGUCCUGGAUAGACCAGGUCCACCAGUUGGUCCUGUUGAGGUUAGCGAUGUGGGAGAGACAAGCUUGUGUCUCAAAUGGCUCCCUCCUUUGUAUGAUGGUGGCAGUCCUGUCACAAACUAUGUUGUUCUUAAACGUGAAACAAGUACUCCAGCUUGGAUAGAAGUGUCAUCUUCAGUCACAAGAAAUGCAGUUAAAGUCACCAAGCUUACAAAAGGAGAAGAGUACCAGUUUAGGAUUAAAGCUGAGAAUCGUUUUGGCAUAAGUGACCACAUUGAUUGUCAGUCAGUUACAGUAAAGCUUCCAUACACUAUGCCUGGACCACCAUCAACACCAUGGGUUGGCUUUGUAUCAAGAGAAAGCCUCACUGUUUGCUGGAAUGAUCCAGUAGUUGAUGGAGGAAAUCCAGUAUUUGGAUACCAUGUCCAAAUGAAAGAACGAAGCAGCAUCCUGUGGCAGACAGUGAACAAAACAGCAAUCUCUGCAACUCAAAUCAGAGUGACAAAUAUAUGCCCUGGUAUGAUUUAUGAAUUCAAGGUAGCAGCAGAAAAUGCAGCUGGUAUUGGAAAGUUCAGCAAGACAUCAGAAGAAGUGUUAGCGAUUGAUGCCUGUGACCCACCAGCAAAUGUGAGAAUUUCAGAGGUUACAAAAAAUUCAGUUAGCCUUGUAUGGCAAAAGCCACCCUUUGAUGGUGGCAGCAAAAUCACAGGCUACAUGGUUGAGCGAAGAGAUGCUCCAAAUGGCAGAUGGACAAAGGCAAACUUCACCAAUGUCAUUGAUACUAACUUUACUGUGUCAGGCUUGACUCAGGAUCAGUCAUAUGAAUUCAGGAUUUUUGCAAAGAAUGUGGUUGGCUCAGUUAGCAACCCAUCUCUAAUUGCAGGACCAGUAACAUGUGUAGACAUUUCUGGUGCUCCAGUUAUUGAUCUUCCUCCAGAGUAUUUGGAUGUUGUGCAAUACAAAGCUGGUGAAUCAUUUAAAAUCAGAGUGGGAAUAUCUGCUAAACCCAUACCCAUGUUUGAAUGGCUCAAAGAUGAAAAAGAAUUGGUGACAAGCUCUACUCUGUCAGUUGAGAACACAACUGACUCAUCGGCCAUCCUGAUUAAAGAUUCUACACGUCUUAAUACAGGAACAUAUGAGCUUAAAAUCAAGAAUGUGUUUGGCACUGCAUCUGCUUCUAUCAGAGUACAGAUUUUAGACAAACCUGGACCGCCAGCUGGACACAUUGAAUUCAAAUCGGUUUCUGCUGACAAGAUAACAAUUGCAUGGGAACCAGUGGCUGAUGAUGGAGGUGCCAAAGUAACUCAUUAUAUUGUAGAAAAACGAGAAACAAGUAGAGUAGUGUGGUCAGUCAUUUCGGAGGCAAUGGAAUCACGUAUGGUUACUGCGCAAAAGCUGGUCAGAGGAAAUGAAUAUGUAUUCCGUGUUAGAGGUGUUAACAAAUUUGGAGUUGGGGAUUCUCUGGAGUCUGAGCCUGUUAUUGCCAAAAAUGCAUUUGUUACUCCUGGACAACCUUCUACACCUGAAGCAACAGAUAUCACCAGAACGUCAAUGCAGGUCAUUUGGAAUAAACCUGGUGUGGAUGGUGGUAGCAUGGUUACAGGGUACUAUUUGGAGAGACGUGACAAGAAAAGCCUGCGUUGGGUUAAAGUGUACAAGGACCCCAUUAGUGACACCAAAGCGAAGGUCCAUCAUCUCACAGAGGGAAAUGAAUAUCAGUAUCGUAUUUGUGCAAUCAAUAAAGCUGGGGAAGGUCCAUACACAGAUGCCUCUGACUUCUACAAAGCUGCUGAUCCAGUCGACCCUCCAUAUGAACCAACUAAGAUGAAGGUGGUCGAUUCGACUAAAACAUCAAUCACACUUGGAUGGUCAAAACCAGAGUAUGAUGGAGGCAGUGAAAUUACCAGUUAUGUUGUAGAAAAAAGAGUUGGUGAAGAAGGAGAAUGGACAGUAAUUAGCCAUAAGGGAGAAGUAAGAACAACAGAGUAUGUUGCUUCAGAUCUUAAACCAGAUGUUGAUUACUACUUUCGUGUAUCUGCUGUAAAUUGUGCUGGUCGUGGAGACCCAAUUGAAAUGGAAGAACCAGUCCAAGCCAAGGACAUACUUGAGGAAGCCCAGGUUGAUACUGAUGUUGCAAUGAGAACACACUACAUUGUGAAAGCUGGUAAAGAUGUUGAAAUCAUGGUGCCCCUCAAAGGCAGACCAGCCCCAAGUGUUACAUGGAAGAAGGAAGACCAAAAUAUUGACAGCGAUCCUCAAUAUACUAUUCACAACACAGACACUUCAUCGUGUCUCAUAAUUACACAAGUUACUCGAAAGGACACUGGCAAAUACAUCAUUAAUAUAUCAAAUGGUGUAGGAGAACCAAAGUCACUAACUUUAUCUGUUAAAGUACAGGACACUCCAGCUGCUUGUAGGAGUUUGAUUCUGAAAGAAGUCACUCGUGGAAAAGUUACACUUUGUUGGGAGCCGCCUCUGCAGGAUGGUGGUGCUGAAAUCACCAAUUAUGUUGUUGAGAAAAGAGACUCUUCAAAGCGAACCUAUGCUUGUGUAACAAAUAAAUGCAAAGAAACCACAUGUGCAAUUGAAGAACUAUCCGAGAAGUCAUCAUUCUUCUUUCGUGUAUUGGCAGAAAAUGAGAAUGGAGUUGGAGAUCCAUGUGAAACUGUAGAGCCAGUUAAAGCCACUGAGACACCAGGUCCAGUCAAAGACCUUUCUAUGAAAGACUCCACAAAGACUUCAGUAACAAUACAAUGGAACAAACCAGAUUAUGAUGGUGGUAGCAUUAUUACAGACUACAUAAUUGACAAGAAACUCCAAGGUCAAGAAGAAUGGGCUCCUGCUGGUACAAACAAGCAUUGCGAACAUGAAGUUACAAAGCUUAAAGAACUCACUGAAAUGUUUUUCAGAGUUUGUUCCAAGAAUGAAAAGGGAACUAGUGACUUUGUUGAAAUUGGACCAAUUAAAGUAAAGGACUACAUAAUUCCACCUGAGGCAAACCUUGAAGAUUAUCCUAACGGACAAAUCAGUGUGCGUUUGGGACACAAUGUUCACGUUGAAUUGCCUUACAAGGGUAAACCUAGACCAACACUUCUUUGGUUAAAGGACAACUUGCCACUGAAGGAGAGUGAAAAAGUCCGCUUCAAAAAGACUGAAAACAAGGCCACUCUUAUGAUUAAAAAUGUGGAGAAGGAAAAUGAGGGAAAAUACACACUUACACUUGACAACACAUUCUUCAGAAAAUCAUUUCAUGUACAGGUUAUUACCCUUGGACCGCCUUCUAAACCUAUUGGUCCCAUUCGCUUGGAUGAGGUCAGAGCAGAAAGUAUAACUAUAUCUUGGGAUGAACCAAAUGAUGAUGGAGGUGGGGAAAUCACUUGCUACACUGUUGAGAAACGUGACACUUCUCAGACAGACUGGAAAAUGGCUUGUUCAAGUGUGAUUGGAACAUCGUUCAAGGUACCUAACCUUAUCAAAGGAAUUCAGUAUCAGUUAAGAGUCUGUGCAGAAAAUAGAUAUGGUGCAAGCGAACCUUUGGUUUCACAAAAUGUCAUUGCCAAGCAUGAGUUCAGACCACCUGGUCCACCAGGCAUUCCAUUUGUUUACAAUGUAACAAAUGAUGGCAUGACUAUUCAGUGGGAUGCACCUAUCUUUGAUGGAGGUUGUCCAGUUCUUGGGUUCCAUGUUGAAAAGAAGGAGAAAAACAGCAUAAUGUGGCAAAAGGUUAAUACCAUCUUAAUCAAAGAAAUGGAGUACAGAAUUAUUGGUCUUAUUGAAGGCUUGGCAUAUCAGUUCAGAGUCUAUGCCCAAAAUGAUGCUGGAUACAGUCGCAUGGGUGAUGCAAGCAAACCUGUUAUGGCUGUGUCUCCAGUUGAUCCUCCUGGAACCCCUGACUAUGUUGAUGUAACAAGUGAAUCGGUUAAAUUAAAAUGGGAAGCACCCAAGCGUGAUGGUGGAAGCAAAAUUGUGGCCUAUAAUGUAGAGAAACGACAGGGCAAAGGAAGGUGGUUGAAAAGUAAUUUUUCAAAUGUGACUGACACAGAAUUUACAGUGACUGGUCUUGCUUGUGGUGAACGCUAUGAAUUUAGAGUCAUAGCAAGGAAUGCUAUUGGUACAGUGAGCCCACCGUCUCAGUCUUCAGGCUAUGUCGUAAUCAGAGAUGAGAGCUUUGCUCCAAACAUUGAGUUUGGCAAGGAGUACUUUGAGGGAGUCUCUAUUAAAGCUGGAGAAAACAUCAGGUUAAAAGUAUCAAUCUCUGGAAGACCAGUGCCAAAGGUUACCUGGUUCAGAGGUGAUGUUGAAUUAACCAAAAAAAUGGUUGAUAUCACAACAAUUUCUGGAUCAAGUACCCUCUUUAUCAGAGAUGCUGACCGUAGUCACCGCGGUCUUUAUUCCGUUGAAGCCAUAAAUCCCUCAGGAACUAAAAAGGAAUCGAUAAAAGUUGAAGUCUUUGAUUCACCUGGAGAACCUGUUGGUCCUAUUACAUUCUCUGAAAUCUCUGAGGGCAAAGUAACGCUUUCAUGGAAUCCACCUGAGAAUGAUGGCUGUUCUGAAGUCACUCAUUACAUUCUUGAGAAGCGUGAAACUUCAAAAAUUUCAUGGGCACUUGUUACAGAUGAGUGCUUGGCAUCUUCCUACACUGCCACGAAACUGAUCAAGACAAAUGAGUAUCAGUUCCGUGUUUCUGCAGUCAAUAGGUUUGGUGUUAGCAGACCACUGGAUUCAGCUCCUGUGAUUGCACAGAUGCAAUACACUGUUCCAGAUUCUCCUGGAACUCCAGAUGCAACAGAUGUUGAUGGAGAGAGCAUCACAAUCAACUGGGCUCCUCCAACACAUGAUGGUGGAAACCCAAUAAAAUAUUACAUUGUGGAAAGACGUGAAAAGAAGACUGGUCGCUGGCUGAAAGUCCUAACGAGAAAGCCCAUUACGGAGGCUGCACACAGAAUAACACAUCUAACUGAGAAUGUGGAGUAUGAAUUCCGUGUGUAUGCUGUAAACGAUGCUGGAAUUGGUGCACCAAGUAACAUUUCAAUGGCAAUUAAAUGUGCAGAGCCAACUGAAGAACCUGAUGCCCCAUCUAUUGUCAAUGUUAUUGACACUACAAAUACAUCUGUCAGCUUGGAAUGGACCAGACCUGCCUAUGAUGGUGGUAUGGAAGUCCAUGGCUACAUUAUUGAAAUGUGCAAGGGAUCUGAAGAGGAAUGGCACAGAGUCAAUGAAGAUCUCUGUGCUGUAACAAAAUACACAGUCACUGGUUUAAAAACCAGUGCAGAGUACAAGUUCCGUAUUUGUGCAGUCAAUUCUGUUGGAAAGGGUGAAGCCAAAGAAAUUCCAGAGCCUGUGCAGGCAGUAGACAGGCUCUUGGCACCUGAAAUAGACAUAGAUGCCUCCUUCAAACAAACACAUGUUGUAAAAUGUGGAGAAAGUGCAUGUAUCCGUAUUGGCUUUAAGGGAAAGCCAAUGCCUACAGCUUCCUGGACAAAAGUUGAUGGGGAACUUGGUGUUAUGACAGACAUUACCACCACUGAUACAUUUACAGCUUUGACACUGGAAAACUGCACUAGAAAUGAUACUGGAAAAUAUACUCUCACUCUUGAAAACAGUAGUGGCAAUAAGUCUAUAUCUGUGGCAGUUAAAGUGCUGGACACACCUGGUACACCACAGGCUGUCUCUAUCAAAGAAGUCAUGAGAGGUGCUCUCACAAUUGCUUGGGAACCUCCAACCAAUGAUGGUGGUGCACGUGUUCAUCAUUAUGUUGUUGAAAAGCGGGAGGCAAGCCGUCGAACAUGGACAGAGGCAGCUCCCAAGUCUACACAAACAAGCUUAAGAGUUUCUGACCUUCUGGAAGGUGUACCUUAUUUCUUUAAAGUCAUGGCUGAGAAUCAGUAUGGUAUAGGUGAAGCAUAUGAAAUACCUGAUCCAGUUAUUGCCACAGCUGAACCUGCUGCUCCAAAGAGACUUGAUAUCAUUGAUACAACUGACACAUCAGUAACCUUGGCCUGGCUCAAGCCGGAGCAUGAUGGAGGAAGCCGUAUCACAGGCUACUGUGUGGAGGGAAAGGCUAAAGACACUGAUAAAUGGGUUGUUUGUGGCACAACAAAAAACCUAAGUCUUGUAAUUGAAAAACUUGUUGAGAACAGCGAGUAUGAAUUCCGAGUCAAGGCAAAGAAUGAUGCUGGGUUCAGUGUACCAAGGGAAGCUUUCUCUCCAGUCAUCAUUAAAGAGCCACGAAUUGAACCUACUGCUGAUCUCAGUGGCAUCACCAAUCAGCUUGUUACAAGCAGGAUUGGUGAAUCUUUUGAGAUUGAUGUUCCAAUUAGUGGAAGACCAACUCCAAAGAUAUCCUGGAAGCUUGAGGAAAUGAAGCUGAAAAAUACUGAUAGGGUGUCCAUCAAGUCUACAAAAAACAGGACCACUUUUACUGUUAAAGAAAGUAUGCGGGGUGAUGGAGGCAGAUAUUUCCUCACUCUUGACAAUGUAGCAGGUUCAAAGACUUUCACCAUAACUGUUAAUGUUAUUGGCAGACCAAGCCCUCCAGAGGGUCCAAUUGACAUUUCCUCAAUUACAUCAGAAUCAUGUGUAAUCUCAUGGAAUCCACCAGAUGAUGAUGGUGGAACAGACAUCACAAAUUACAUUGUUGAGAAGCGUGAAUCUGGAUCCACUGCUUGGCAACUUAUUAACUCAAGCGUAAAGCAGACUACUUUCCAUGUUUCACAUCUAACUAAAUAUAUGCAGUACACUUUCCGCAUCUGUGCUGAAAACCGUUUUGGCGUGAGCAAACCAACAGAAUCUGAGACGAUUGUUGCAGAGCAUCCAUUUGUUCCUCCAGGCCCUCCAACAAGCCCGGAAGUGUUCUCUGUAACCGCUAACAGCAUGAGCAUUCGUUGGGAAGAACCAUACCAUGAUGGAGGCAGCAAGGUCACUGGAUACUGGAUUGAAAAGAAGGAGCGUAACACAAUUCUCUGGGUGAGAGAAAACAAGAUUCCCUGCUUCGAAUGCUACUACAAGGUGGAAGGCCUUGCUGAGGGACUUGAAUAUCAAUUCAGAGUGUAUGCAAUGAACAGUGCUGGCCUCAGCAAAGCCAGUGAAGCAUCAAAGAGAGCUGUGGCACAAAAUCCAGUUGAUCCUCCAGGAAAACCAGAAGUUACAAAUGUAUCGAGAUCAACAGUCUCAAUCAAAUGGUCUGUGCCCCUAAAUGAUGGUGGAAGCCCAAUCACAGGCUACAUUGUUGAGCGCAAGCCAUAUACUGUCACUGGAGAAGGUCGCUGGCUCAAGUGUAACUACACUAAUGUCACUGACACAAAUUUCACAAUAACUGCAUUGGGAGAGGGGGAAGAAUAUGAAUUCCAUGUCAUUGCAAAAAAUGCCAAUUGCGUGUUGAGCCUGCCAUCAGUUUCAACAGGACCAGUGACUUGCAAAGCAGAAUACACUCCUCCUAAAGCAGAGCUGGACAGCAAACUCCUUGUCGACACAGUUACAAUAAGAGCUGGAUCUGAUCUGGUCCUGGAUGCUGCUGUUGGUGGAAAACCUGAGCCAAAAGUCAGCUGGGCCAAGGGUACAAAAGAGCUAGAGCUUUGUGAAAAAUAUGCUCUCCAGUACUCUAGUACCCGUGCUAUGGCAAUAAUUAAGUUCUGUGACAGAGAUGAUACUGGGAAAUAUGUUCUGACAGUUAAGAAUGCAAGUGGAACAAAGACAGCUGAGGUCAAUGUUAAAGUACUUGAUACACCUGGUCCCUGUCAGGAGAUUACAGUAAGCAAUGUAUCUGAGGAAAAAUGCACAGUUUCUUGGAAAGUGCCACUAGAAGAUGGUGGUGACCCCAUCACUCAUUACAUUGUUGAAAGAAGGGAUACCAACAGACUUAACUGGGUUAUUAUGGAAGCUGAAUGCAAAGCCCUAACGUGUGAAGUUAAACGACUUUUCAAGAAUAAUGAAUAUAUCUUCCGCGUAAGAGGUGUGAACAAGUAUGGAUCUGGUGUACUUGUACAGUCCAAUCCCAUCUUUGCCAGAAACACAUUCACGGCCCCAUCACCCCCUGGAGCACCAGAGAUUCUUGCAGUUGGAAAAGACUUUGCAACAAUUGAGUGGCUGAAGCCUGAGAACGACGGUGGCAGUGAAAUCACUAACUAUUUGAUUGAAUUCCGUGAAAGAAAGAGUGUUAGAUGGAUCAAGGUUAACAGAGAUUCUAUUCUCAAGGACACCUCCUUUAAAGUCACAGGUCUCCAUGAAGGCAACAUUUACCAGUUCCGCAUUACAGCCAUGAAUGCUGCUGGUGAUAGUGAACCUAGUGAAUUGUCAAUGUAUGCAGUAUGUAGAGAACCUACAGGCACUCCAGAUCCACCUUCAAUUCCACGGGUUACAGACACGCACAAAGACAAUAUUAGUCUUGCCUGGACACGACCAAUUGAAGAUGGUGGUGCUGAUGUCAUUGGUUAUGUUCUCGAGAUGCAAGAAGCUGGUGCAGAAGAAUGGACAAAAGUACAUGAGAAGAACCUUAGGGUGACAGAACACACAGUCGUAGGCCUUUUAUCUGGCAAAAAGUACUGUUUCAGAGUUGCAGCAGUCAAUGUAAAUGGAAUAGGUGACUUCAGUGAUCCUUGCGCAGAGACUGAGCCUGUAGAAAGAAUUGAAAUACCUGACCUUGAGCUGUCUGAUGAACUUACAAAGACAAUUUGUCUGAGAGCUGGAAGUUCCCUGCGCCUGCAUGUUACAGUCACUGGUAGACCGAUCCCAACUGUAACCUGGAGCAAACCUGGUGUGGACCUGCAAAAUCGUGGCUUUAUUGAAGUGACCAAUACUGCCACAACUCUCAUUAUUGACAAGGUUCACCGGUAUGAUGCUGGCAGAUAUACAAUUGAAGCAUCAAAUUCAGCUGGAAAGAAAGAUGCAAGCAUCCUUGUCAAAAUCUAUGAUACACCUGGUCCACCUGGUCCAAUUAAGAUGAAAGAACUCACAAAAGAUUCUGCUCAUAUUACAUGGGAUGCUCCUGAGGUUGAUGGUGGAGCACCAGUCAACAACUACAUUAUUGAAAGACGAGAGGCAUCAAUGAGAGCAUACAAAACUGUCACAUCCAAAUGCAGCAAGACAUCAUAUAAAAUUACUGGUCUGACAGAAGGAAUGCUCUAUUACUUCCGAGUCCUCCCAGAGAAUAUCUAUGGGAUUGGAGAACCUUGUGAGACAGGUGAUGUUGUGUUGGUGUGUGAAGUUCCAUUACCACCAGCCAAACUUGAAGUUGCAGAUGUAACCAAGUCCACUGUAUCGCUUGCAUGGGAGAAACCUUUACAUGACGGAGGUAGCAGAAUCACUGGCUACAUUGUUGAGGCUUGUAAGGCUGGUACUGACAAGUGGAUGAAGGUGGCAACAUUGAAACUUACAGACUUUGAGUUCACUGUUGUGUCACUGAAUGAAACUGAGCAGUACCUCUUCAGGGUACGUGCUGUCAACAGCAGAGGACCUGGUGAGCCAAAAGAAAUUGUGACAGCUGUGACAGUUCAAGAACAACGAGUCAUGCCAAAAGUAGAUUUCUCAGCUAUUCCACAGAAGAUGAUCAGUGUUUUGGCAGGCAAACCCCUUCACCUUGACUUGCCAAUCAUAGGAAGACCACCACCAGUUUGCUCAUGGUUUUUCAAUGACAACAGGUUAAAGAUUGUAGAGCGUGUGAAGAUAAAGUCAACUGGAAAAUUCUCCAAGUUAACUAUUCUUGACACCACCAUUGAUGACAGUGGUGUGUAUACUCUUGAGGUGAAAAACGUAACAGGAGUAAUUACUGAAAACAUCAAAGUCAUCAUUCUUUCUAAACCUGAUGAGCCUCAAGGACCUAUCCGAUUUGAUGAAAUUGAUGCAACAUCAGUCACAAUAAGCUGGGAUCCACCUGCAAGAGAUGGUGGUGCACCAAUUAGCAACUAUGUGGUUGAACAACGUGACGCUCAUCGGCCAGGAUGGGUACCAGUGUCUGAAUCAGUGAGCAGACCAACAUUCAAAUUUGACAGAUUGACGGAAGGUGAUGAAUAUGUGUUCCGUGUAGCAGCAGCCAAUCGGUAUGGUACUGGAGAGUACUUACAAUCAGAGGUCGUAAUGUGCAAAAGCUCCAAAUCCAUUCCUGGGCCACCCGGAAGACCCAUUGUCUUUGAUGUAUCACGUGAUGGCAUGACUGUUGCAUGGGAGCCACCAGAUGAGGAUGGAGGCUUAGAGGUUUCUGGCUACAUUAUUGAACGCAAGGAGGUCAGAGCUGAUAGGUGGAUCCGUGCUAAUAAAAAUCCAGUAACAAUGACAAGAUACAGAUCCACUGGUUUAAUUGAAGGCCUGGAAUAUGAGCACCGAGUGACUGCCAUCAAUGCUCGUGGUGUUGGAAAACCUAGCCUUCUUUCAAAACCAGCUGUAGCAACUGAUCCAGUUGAUCCACCUGGAUCACCUCAAAAUCCAAGAGUCACCGAAACUACAAAAUCUUCUGUGUCCUUGGCCUGGAGUCCUCCUGAUGAGGAGGGUGGUUCUAAGGUUACAGGCUAUCUAAUUGAGAUGCAAAAGGCUGGUUCUGUAACAUGGAUGAAAUGCAACACAACACCUUCACUGAUCUGUGAAUAUACUUUGACACAAAUGCCACAAGGAGAGGAAUUCAAAUUCCGUGUCAUGGCUUGUAAUGCUGGUGGACCAGGUGAACCAGCUGAAGUACCAGCAGCUGUGACUAUAACAGAGAUGCUUGAUCCUCCAAGUUAUGAUCUUGAGGCAAAAUACAAAGAUGUCCUUGUAGUCAGAUCUGGAGGAGUAAUAAAACUAUCAGUGCCCAUCAAAGGGAAACCUACUCCUACGAGCAAAUGGACCAAGGAUGGAUCAGAGGUGACCAGCCGUGCAAUGAUUGCCUCCAAUGAAGAUGUAUCUGAGCUUGUAAUCAAACAGGCUGAAAGAUCUGAUUCUGGUGUUUACUAUCUCCACCUGGAAAACAAGUGUGGUAAAAAGAUGCUUCCUAUAAAGGUCAAGGUUAUUGGUCGUCCAUCUGCACCUGAAGGUCCUCUUAGAUUUGACGAUAUACAAGCACAUUCUGUAAGAGUUAGCUGGAAGCAGCCAAUGGAAGAUGGGGGUUCUGAAAUUGUUGGCUACAUUGUGGAGAGACGUGAAUCAACAAAAGCAGCUUGGUACACUGUUGACUCGCGGGUGGUUGACACUUCUCUUGUGGUUAAGGGACUAGAAGAGAAUGUUGAAUACCACUUUAAGGUGACAGCAGAGAAUCAGUUUGGAAUCAGCAGCUCCCUGAAAUCAGAGGAAACUGUUGCACCAAAGACUCCCAUCUGUGUCCCAGAGGCUUCAGGCACUCCACCAGAAAUUAUGGAUGUUACUAAGAGUUCUGCUGCUUUGGCUUGGACUAAGCCUAAAGAUGAUGGCGGAUCUCGUAUUACUGGUUAUUUUAUUGAGUACAAAGAAGUGUCAUCUGAUAAGUGGAUUCGUCAUGAGACAAAGAUUAUCUCAACAAUGCAUACUCUUAGUCAGCUCACUGCUGAUGCUGAGUAUCAGUUCCGUGUAAUUGUUGUUAAUGACAUUGGAGAGAGUGAACCAGGACCGGCAUCAGAUUCAGUAAUAUGCAAAGACCCAUUUGAUAAACCAAGCCAGCCAGGAGAAAUUGACACUAUGACUGUAACCAGAGAUUACAUUACAAUUAACUGGGAGGCUCCAUCGUGUGAUGGUGGAAAACCAGUCCUCGGCUACUGGAUUGAAUACCGAAAGUCUGGAGACAGUGCUUGGAAAAAAUGCAAUAAGGAGCGUACAAAGGACAAACAGUACACGCAGGGUGGACUACAAGAGGCAACUGAAUAUGAAUUCAGAGUAUUUGCUGAAAAUGAAACCGGAAUCAGCAGACCACGCAGAACAGCAACUGGCAUCAAAACUAAACUGAGUGCUGGAACUAAACCAGCUCUCAGGAAGGAAAUGGAUGAAGUCACUGCCAAACUUGGACAGACCGCAACUCUCAAAUGUCAGAUCAUUGGAAGACCUGUUCCAGAAAUUAAAUGGUACAAGGGUGGAAAGGAAAUCAAAGAAGGUCGCAAAUAUGCAGCAACCUCUGAUGGCCGCAACCAUACUCUAACCAUUUCAACAGAUCAACAGGAGGAUGAGGGUCUUUACACAUGCAAAGCUGUGAAUGAAGCUGGUGAAUGUGAGACCAGUGGAGCUCUGGUCCUUGAAGCAGCACCACUGUUCCCAGUUCCACUGAAAGACAAAAUCUUUGCAACAUGUGGUAGCACAGUACGCAUACAUGUGGUUUACAUUGGCCGACCUCAACCUAAGAUCAUGUGGCUUUAUGGAACCAAAGCAUUGGAGCCCUCUGAGAAUGUGAUAAUUGAAAAUACAGAGCAUUACACUCAUUUGAUUCUCAAGAAUGUACAACGCAGACUAAAUGGAGGAAAAUACAGAAUCAGGAUCAAUAACCAUUUCGGGGCUGCAGAUACUGUAACUCAAGUUGAAAUUUUAGAUAAACCUGCUAUGCCAGAAGGUCCACUUGUUCUUGAUGCUCUGUUGAAGAAUUCUGUGAUUAUUAGUUGGAAAGCACCCAAAGAUGAUGGAGGAUCUAUGAUCACAAAUUACAUCGUGGAAAAGCGUGAAGACAAAGAAGGAGCAGAGUGGGAACUAGUUUCAUCAUCCAUCACAGGCACUUCAUGCAGAAUUCCUAACCUUGUUGAAAAUGAGGGUUAUCACUUCCGUGUUUCAGCACAAAAUCGUUAUGGCAACAGUGAAUCACUGGAAACUCCAUCUGCCAUCCUCAUAAAGAGUCAGCUAGAGAGACCAGGAGCUCCAUUAAAACCAGUUGUUUCAGGCAUUACCAAAAACUCUUUUGUUGUGUCUUGGAAGCCACCACUCAGUGAUGGAGGUUCUAAAAUUAAGAACUAUUGUCUUGAAAAGCGAGAUAGGAAGAAGGGUGAAUGGGUUCCAGUUACAACAGAUGAAAUUCACCAGACUGUUUAUUCUGUCAAGGGCCUGACAGAAGGUGUAGAAUAUGAAUUCAGAGUGAAAUGUGAAAAUCUUGGUGGAGAAAGUGAUUAUAGUGAAAUAUCUGACCCCGCCAUUCCAAAGACUGAUGUUGAUGUGCGUGCACCUGCAUUCAAGGAAGACCUCAGAAACCUGAGUGUAAAAUUCAAGAGCAAUGCAACAUUUGUCUGCAAGAUAACCGGACAACCUAAGCCUGUAAUAAAAUGGUUUAAGCGUGGUAAGGAAAUUCAAGCUGAUGGCACCAAAAUUAAGGUUCAAGAAUUUAAGGGGGGCUACCAUCAGCUUGUUAUUGCUGAUUGCGAAGCAGAAGACUCAACUGUAUAUCAGAUCAGAGCAACCAACCAGGGUGGAUCCAUUUCUGCUACUGUUUCUCUAGAUGUUGAAAUCCCUGCUAAGAUUCAUCUACCCAAGAAUCUGCAAGGAAAGGAGGCCAUCCCUGCCCUCCGUGGUGAAGUGGUGAACAUCAAGAUCCCAUUCAGUGGAAAACCAGAUCCAGUUAUCACUUGGCAGAAAGGACAAGACCUUCUUGAUAAUGAUGGACACUAUCAAGUUAUUGUUACACGAUCCUUUACAUCUCUUGUAUUUGCAAAUGGAGUAGAAAGGAAUGAUGCUGGUUUCUACAUAGUCUGUGCCAAAAACAGAUUUGGAAUUGACCAGCAAACAGUCGAACUUGACGUUGCAGAUGUGCCUGAUCCACCGCGUGGUAUCAAAGCCAGUGAUGUUUCAAGAGAUUCUGUAUCACUCAACUGGAUAUCACCUGCUAAUGAUGGUGGAAGUAAAGUAACAAACUACAUCAUAGAAAAGUGUGCAACCACAGCAGAAAGAUGGAUUCGUGUUGGCCAGUCUCGUGACACCCAUUAUACUGUUGUCAAUCUGUUUGGAAAGACAAGUUACCAAUUCCGUGUCAUAGCUGAGAAUAAAUUUGGCCAGAGUGGACCAUCUGAGCCAAGUGGGCCUGUUGUAACUAAGGAAGACAAAUCAAGAGUUCUUAACUAUGAUGAGGAGGUUGAUGACACCAGGUCAGUAUCCAAAGGCAAAGCUCCUCAUUCGGAGGCUAAAAAUGUUCACAACAAAUACAUGAUUGCUGAAGAACUUGGCCGUGGACAGUUUGGAAUUGUUCACCGGUGUAUUGAGACCAGCUCUGAGAAAACUUACAUGGCUAAAUUUGUCAAAGUUAAAGGUGCAGAUCAGACACUAGUGAAAAAAGAAAUUGCAACACUGAAUGUGGCACGCCACAAGAACUUCUUGUUACUCCAUGAGUCAUUUGACAGCCCUGAAGAACUAGUUAUGAUUUAUGAAUUCAUCUCUGGUGUGGACAUAUUUGAGCGCCUUGGCACAGCCAACUUUGAGCUCAGUGAGUGCGAAAUUGUUAACUAUAUUCGACAAGUGUGUGAAGGUCUUGAAUUCCUUCACAGCAAGAGUUAUGGCCAUUUUGACAUUAGGCCUGAAAAUAUAGUGUACACCACAAGAAAGGGAAAUAACGUCAAGAUUAUUGAGCUUGGGCAAUCUAGGCAUCUAACACCUGGUGACCAAAUUAAGAUUCAGUACACAACAGCUGAGUUUGCAGCACCAGAAAUUCAUCAAAAUGAGAUGGUUAGCACAGUGACAGAUAUGUGGUCUGUUGGUGUCCUUGUCUAUGUGCUUCUCAGUGGACUUAACCCAUUUGCUGCUGAAACCAAUCAGAGAAUGAUUGAGAGCAUUUGCAAUGCUGAGUACAGUUUUGAAGAUGAAGCCUUCAAGCAUGUAAGUGUUGAAGCAUUAGACUUUAUUGACCGCCUACUAACCAAAGAGCGCAAGCAUCGUAUGACAGCUGCUGAGGCAUUGAAUCAUCCUUGGCUGACAAUGGGCUCUGAGCAGCUAAGCUCUAGGUCCAUCAAGAUUACGCGUCAUAAGAGAUAUUACCAAGCUAUGGUGAAGAAAGAAUGGAACACUGUUGUCUCAUCUGCUCGUGUUGCCAGUGGUGGAUCUAUCAGAAGUCAGCGAGGAGUAACAGUCUCUAAAGUGAAGAUUGCACCAUUUGAACAUGGACCAGUUGCAGGACAAAUUAAACACAGCAUAGCCAAUGAAGGUGAUGAUAUCAAAUUGAUUUGCAAUAUUGACAAUUAUGACAGCACUACAGAAGUUACAUGGUACUGUGGAGUAAGACAACUAGAAGAAGGUGCUAGAUGUGAAAUCACUUAUGAAGAUGGACUUGCUACCAUAACUAUCAAGGGAAUCACCAGAACAGAUGAUGGAACAUACAGAUGUAAAGUUGUCAAUGAGUAUGGUGAAGACAGCGCGUAUGCUGAGCUCUUUGUCAAAGGGGUAAGAUCCUAUCGUGAGUUCUACACUGCGCGUGUAGUAAAGAAAGUUAAACGCAGAGUUGACACAGCAAGACUACUCCAAAGACCUCCUGAGUUUACUUUGCCAUUGUGCAAUCGCACUGCUUACAUUGGAGAGGAUGUGCGCUUUGGUGUCACCAUCACAGUACAUCCUGAACCCCGUGUAAUAUGGUUGAAAAACGGACAAAAGAUUAUGCCAGAUGAUGAUGACAAGAAGUACACAUUAGUUAGUGACAAAGGCCUGUAUCAGUUAGUGAUUCGCAAACUUGACCCAGAUGAUGAUGCAGAAUAUUCUGUUGUUGCACGCAACAGAUUUGGUGAUGACAGUUGCAAGGCUCGUCUCACAGUAGUCCCUCGUCCUUCUCCUGCUGAUAACACCUUGAGACCUAUGUUCAAACGCCUUCUUGCUAACUUGGAAUGCAAAGAAGGCCAGAGUGUACGUUUUGAAAUGCGAGUGUCCGGACAUCCUUCAUUGAAAUGGGAGAAAGAUGGUAUGCCUUUGGCAUUUGGUCCACAAAUUGAAGUUGUGCAUGAAGGCUUAGAUUACUAUGUCUUACACGUAAGAGGCACUCUUCCAGAAGAUUCUGGCACAUACAGAGUCACUGCAACUAAUACAGCAGGGUCUGCAAGUUGUCAAGCCACACUCAAGGUUGAACGUGUGACACAUGUCAGGAAGGAGGAGAGUGAGGAAGAAAAGAAGAAGCAGCAUGAUCUUGAACAGCAAGAGAUGGACAAGAAAGUAAGACUUACUCAGAUACUGGCAGGGGCAGAUGUUACCCCACUUACCCCAGUUGCACAACAGGCACUUAGAGAAGCUGCAACCAUGUUCAAGCCAGCAAUCACUACCAAGAAAGGAAAGAGUGAAGCUGAGGAAGCCAAAGAGAAAGAAGAGAAAAAGAAGAGAGCAGAAGAAAAGAGGUUGAGAAUGCCUUAUGUUGUUCCUCCACCUCGUGUUGUUGCUCCUACUGCUCUUGAGGAGGACAAUGAAAUCAAACACUUUGUGCCAUUCUCUGAUAUGAAAUGGUACAAAAAACUCCGUGAUCAAUAUGAGUUCCCAGAGCCAAUGGAAAAGUUCCCCCAGAAAAGACUUAAGCGCAUACGUUUGUCAAGGUGGGAUAAGUUCUAUGAAGUACCCCUGCCAAGAAUUAAAGACCAAUACAAGUCAAAGUGGCAUAUUCCUGUUUCACAGGAUGACCUCGAGACUGUAAGACCAGCAAGACACCGAACACCUUCUCCGGAAGUGGAGGCUUACUACAGAAUCAGGAGACGCUCUCUGGGUGAUCUUUCUGAUGAGGAACUGCUUUUGCCUGUUAAAGAAUACCUCUCAAUGAAGAUAACAGAGGAAGAAAGGCUAAAACUUGAAGAUGAACUCGAGCUGGGCUAUUCUGCUUCUCCACCAAGUCUGAGUCCAGUAAGGUUUGAGCUUUCUGCACUGCGUCACCCAUCACCUAAGAGAGUUGCAUAUGAUGAGGAAGAAGGGGAGGAAGUUCCAACAUACGACUCCUAUCGUAUUCCAUCAAAAUAUGAGGCUGGUCCAAGCUAUAUUGACUUGCGUCAACGUCACGACAAGGCAACUUACAGACCUCCAAGAGAAAAGCAAAGACUUUAUGAGGAAAAAGAGGACCAAGAACUGCUUAGGUCAGUAUCUACCACAACAAAGUUAACUUCCUACAAGAGCAAGCUGCAACACAUUGAGUUUGAGGAGAAAACAAAGGUCAAAAGAAAAGAGAAAACAAGAGCUUCCGUGUCAGUGAUUGGGAGUACAGUUACAACUGAUAUACCUUCAUCAUUCUCUCUUGGCUAUGCUCCAGUAACUGGUCCUAAAAAACCUUCUGCAACUGUGGCAGAAAAGGUAGCCAGAAGAGCUUCACCUGAAAAGACACGCCCACGUUCCCCCAGCCUUGAUUCCACCGAAAAAGCAGUCACUUCACCAGACUUGUCAACAAAAAUCGACUAUAUGUCAAGGUAUGAGUCAAGGAAAAAAGCCCUAAAAACUGAGAGGAAGUUUGAAAUGGUGACUCAGCAGCCUUUUACUCUUGACCAUGCUCCCAGGGUGACUGUAAGAAUGCGUUCUCACAGAGUGCCAAUCGGUCAAAACACUAAGUUCACACUGAAUGUCCAGUCUAAGCCAGAAGCACAGAUUAAAUGGUACCACAACGGACAGCAGAUUGAAGAAAGCAGAAAAUACCGUAUGUUUAACAUGAGUGGUGUUUUGUCUCUUCAAAUCAUUGAUUGCCAGGAAGAGGACAGUGGCACCUACCGUGUCGUCUGCACAAAUGAAAAGGGAGAGGCCUCUGAUUAUGCCACUCUUGAUGUUGCUGGGGGUGGAUUUUCUGCAUAUGCCUCACAACGCAAAGAUGAGGAGCCACCAACUCCCUUUGUCCCAGAGAUGACUAAAACAGAUGUUUAUCACAUUUCAUCCACAAAAGCAGCAACUGUUUCAGAAACACAAGUGGAAGUAUCUGAAACUAAAACAGAAAAGAUAGAAGAGACUAUAGAGACUGUUGUUCAUGAGACGCAGGCAACAUCUGAGAUUAAACUGGAAGCCUUUGAAGUGACAGAAAUUAAGGAAGUUGAGGUUGAGAAAAUGUCUGAGACCCGUCUUGAAGCAACAGAAGUAACAACAACAACUACUGUUGUUGAAGAAGUAGUUGAGAAAAAGAAGCCAACUCUUCCAGCUACAAUUCUGACUAAACCACAAUCAGUCACAGUAUCAGAGGGAGAAUCUGUCAAAUUCACUUGUGACGUUGAUGGUGAACCUGCACCCUCUGUAACAUGGAUGCGAGAGGCGCAGAUUAUUGUAUCAUCUCAUCGUCACCUUAUUACCUCAACUGAAUAUAAAUCUACCUUUGAGAUUAAUAAGGUAGAAAUGUCAGAUGGGGGUAAUUACACUGUAGUGGUAGAGAACUCUGAAGGUAAACAGGAAGCACAGUUCAGUCUAACUAUCCGUAAACCAACACCCGUACAGAAGGUUGUUGCUUCACCUCCAAGAGUAAAGUCUCCAGAAUCUCCCCGUAUAAAGUCACCAUUUGGAAUUAGGUCUCCACAAAGGAUUAAAUCGCCUGAACCAAUCAAAUCUCCAACAAGAGUUAAGUCUCCACCCAUGGUAAAAUCUCCUACUCCAAAGGAUAAAACGUCCAAGCCGAGCUUCUUAACAGAACUAAAAGACAUCUCGGCCUCUGCGGAUACUAUUGUAAAGCUCACAGUGAAACUCUCUGGUGACCUUAAACCAUCAAUCUCCUGGAUGAAGGAUGGAAAGAACCUCUCUCAAGGUGGUAAAUAUGAAAUCUUUGAAGAACAUGGUUCAGCACAUCUUGAAAUCUAUGAUGCUGAUCUCUCAGAUAGUGGAGUAUACACAUGUACAGCCCUAAACAGUGUUGGAUCUGUUUCUACAAACUGCACUCUAACCAUUAAAGCACGAACAACAGCAGUUGCCUUGGAAAGAAAAUCAGAGUUGACAGAAGAAAUUGUGAAAAAGGAGAAUACCUAUGAGGAAGUGCAGUCCUUUACAGAAAUUAAAGCAUCAAAAACCCAAAUGACAAUAAGUCAAGGUCAAACUGUUACACUACGAGCAAACAUCCCUGAAGCCUCUGAUGUGAAAUGGAUCCUGAAUGGAGCUGAGCUAUCAAAUUCAGAAAACUACAGAUACGGUGUGUCAGGAAGUGAUCACACUCUGACAAUUAAAAGCAUAAGCCACCAUGACCAGGGAAUUCUCACAUGUGAAGCCAGAACCGAACAUGGUGUGGUUAAGUGCCAGUUUGACAUGACUGUCAGUGCGACGCGUUCUGGUUCACCAAGUUUCCUUGUGCAACCACACUCCCAGAAUGUUAAUGAGGGACAAAAUGUCACAUUCACAUGCGAAAUCACUGGUGAACCUUCUCCUGAAAUUGAGUGGCUCAAAGAUAAUGCAGUUAUAUCUAUCACAUCAAACAUGAAACUGAGCCGGUCUAAAAAUGUUUACACACUUGAGAUUCACAACGCUACCAUUGAAGACAGUGGAAAAUAUACAGUAAAAGCUAAGAACAAAUUUGGACAGUGCUCAGCAACAGCAUCACUGAAUGUCCUCACUCUGGUUGAGGAACCUGCAAGAAUGAUAAUUAUGGAGAAAGCCUCUGAUGCUACAAGCAUGCAGGGCAGUUUUUCUGCCAAGCACGUGGUUUCAAAAAUGCAAGAAACGUCCUUCAGCAGUUCCAGCAUGUCUGAGGUUUCAUUUGAGAGCAUGUCAGCGUCUAGCAUGACCUCCAUGACUUCUGAAAGAAUGCUAGCUAUGAGUUCCAGCAGUAUGAUGGCAAUGUCCAGUCACUCGCAUGUUGAGGGAUCAUCCAUCAAAGCCAUUUCUCAUGGCCGCAAAGGUAUACCACCAAAGAUUGAGGCUGCACCUCAAGAUAUCAGCAUUGAGCCAGGAAAGGUGCUUUCUGUAGCUUGUGCCUUCACUGGAGACCCAACUCCUUGCAUAGAGUGGUCACAUUCAGGGAAAACCCUUUCCAGCAAGGAGGAAAGUGGACGAUUGCAGAUUGAGAAUUCUCAGGAUGUCACCACUCUUUUUAUAAGUGCAGUGAAAGAGACUGAUGCUGGUGCAUACACCUUGAAACUUUCUAAUGAGUUUGGAUCUGAUACCACUACUGUCAAUGUCAGCAUUCGAUCGAUGUAAAAAAUUAUAUAAUAGUAAUACAGUCCUCGCCCUAUUUCCCUCAUUCAAAUCCUUUUUAUUUAUAGAAUGAGAAAAAAUAAGUAAUACUCCGCUCUUGAUAAAGACCUGGAUUUCUGUUCUUGUAAAUAUGAACUAUUUUUAUACCAAACUUGACAUUCAUUUAUGCCAAACUAGACUAAAGUCUAAAGCUGUUAUAAAAUGUGCCAUAUUGGAUAAUUAUGACCGUAAGUUCUGCACCAUUUUGUGACAUGUACAUAAUGUAUAUAGCCGAAUUUAACGGUUAUGAAAAAAUGUAUGCAAUGUUAUUUAUGACAAUAUUAACAAAUGAAACAAAAGGAACUAAAUGUUUAUCAGGAGAAAGUUUCACAUGGAACGAAUACCCUGUAAAACCUGAAACGAAACGAAACUAUGUGCCUCAACAAUAAGUUGAAGUCUUAAGAUUGCCUCAACAGGUAGAGAGGCUCCCUGUUGACGUUUACUAAAAUCAGAGAGACUAAGCCAUGCGCUGCACAUUUAUGUGUGCAGUAAUGCAGUACACAAGAAUUUAUGACUUGAAUGUAAGACCUUGAGUGCUGUUUGCAUUUUACCCUCAUGUAAGCAGGACAACUGGGUCUUGUGUUCAGAGUGACAAAGUCAUACCGCCAUUUUAAUGACAAACUCAAUGUGCGAGCGGCCUGCACACUGAGUUAAUAAUAAUGUACGUGCACUGUUUCUGUCGAAAGACUGUUUGAAUUUAGCUUUUACAAAACUACCAUCACCUGGCCAUUAAUUGUAAACUCAAUUCAAGUACUCCUUUGCAGAACCCGUGCCAGCUCUUGGAGGAUUGCUAGGUUCUAUUUUGUGUGUUUUUGUGUGUGCUAGUAUAGUAGACCAUGUGCUGUGCAAAGAAAAGAGAGAUACAUGAAUGUAAUAUCCUGCACAUUGAUUGAUUAGAAUUAAUUUAUGUAGUAUUACCCAUAUAUUCAGCCUCCUUGAGUUUUAUGAAUUACUGAUUUAAUAAAGCAUGUUUUCAGCACUAUAAA
Molecule: messenger RNA, 85390 nt
Organism: Danio aesculapii
Lineage: Eukaryota; Metazoa; Chordata; Actinopteri; Cypriniformes; Danionidae
Gene: ttn.1
Product: titin, tandem duplicate 1
Exons: 213
Coding region: 225-84368 (28047 amino acids)
Biological process (GO): protein phosphorylation
Molecular function (GO): protein kinase activity; ATP binding; protein binding
Source: RefSeq, a predicted model, not a curated record